AUGUUGGUCGCCAUGACUGCAAUGCUCGUGUCCGUAGCGGAAUUCUCCAAUAUACUGUCCGUUUUGGCCGUGCUCAUAUGUUUUUGCGCCAUGUUCCUGUUGAUCAUGAGGUAAGUUCAAAACCAUGAUAUUUUAACAUUAUCGUCAUUACCUAUUAUUAUUGGGUAUCUAGUUAUAAGUAAUACUAAUAUUGUCAUUUCGCUUGUGUACCAAAAAGACACUGCUGAAAAUCAAUAUUAGAGAAAUAUAAUAUUAUGGUACGUCGGGAUUUGAUAACGUGUGUGGCAUUAGCCCGAAAACUUUCAAUAAAACAAUAUUUAGGUAUAACGUCAUAAACUAGGUAGGCAGGUUGCCUACAUUCACUGGUUGCAUUCACUUUUCAUGGACGGGCCCGCGAUGACGUUCAGAAUUGUAACCGUAGAGUAAUAAUUUGUAAUACAUUAUUUCGUACAUUUUCGGUGUAAUAUUGUCCGGUUUUAGCCAUUUUGAAUACAUUUUUUUUUUCAAUAAUAACGUGGUCAUCCGAUGGCGUAAUUUCGUGUUCGACACCGGUCUUUAGGUAGACGUUUUUGUCGUGUUUGUCUCUGUGUUUGCCGGUUGAUGGACCACUAUAGUCUGAUUAUUUUUAUUUAAUUAUUACUUAACAUUCGGAUUAAGAAGACACCACAGUAACAUAAUAUUAUAAACACAGGCACGCAUGUACACGGCUGCCCGGGUGUUUGAACGCCCGUCUGAACAUUUUUGGUGAACAAAGAACCCGUUAGAUUACAUUAGACCAGAUGAUUUAGCGUACAUGGAUGUAGAUAUUGUAUAAUAUAAAUUAAUUAAAUAUUUUAGUUUUUACAAUUUUGAAAAAAUUCGAUAUAACUAUAUUCAAUGAGAAACCUGAAAUUUUAUCGGCGCUACUUAUAUCGUUACCACUGCGGUUGUAACCUAUUUCGUGACUACAGAUACCACAGUGAAGUAUUGCAGACGAUAAUAAUGACUCGCAUGUAUAUUAACAUUAUAAGUAUUUGCAUGUGAAACAUACACAAUUUUUUCUCAGGGGUAGAAGAGGUGUUGAAAGUUACCUAUUAGUGGGAUCUAUUAAAACCUGACGGUAUACAGUCAAAUUUUCAUUAAAUUAACGAUUUUAAAAUAUAAAACGAUGUUCAUUAUAAAUUUAAUGUAGUAGUAAAAAAAAAAAAAAAGGUGAGUGCAAUGGAGUAUUUUUUUAUAAACGUUUUAAGAUCAAGUUUUGACGAAAAUCGCUAAGAUUAUGUAAUUUCAAACCAUGUGUAGCUGAACUUUGAUUAGAAUUGUUUUCCAUUAGCAAUGGUUUUUUGUUGCGUACAGAUAUAAAUUAAAUUGCUUUUUGUAUCCCACCUUUCUAACUCCCUAGUCCUUACUUACAACAAUAGCACACUCAUUAUCAAUAUUGACAUUAUAAAAUUUAUUUAAUUAACUUACUUUUCUACCAGAUAUCUUGUUCCAUUAAAAAUAUGAAUCGAGACCUUUUUUCGUUGCAUUUAGGGAUGUAAGUUUUUGAUUUUCCUUUAGGUUUCCUAAUAAUUGAGUAGGAACAACGGGGAAAUGAUCGGUUAAAUUAUUUUCGAUUUUCUAUUUUUGUUGUGAUUCAGUUAAAAACAAUCAUAGAGAUCUAAAAAUUCCAUACAGUUUAAUUUUAUCGACGUGGUAACAUUUUCAGAACUUUCUAGGGACUUUUGAACUAUACAAUUAUUAAAAUCUUAAUUUUUUUAAUUAUGUCAUUUCACGUAAAACGUAGCGGUGCGCCACAGUUGUCGGGGCGGUAGAAACGGCUGUAUAGAGGAGGUAAUUUGGACGAUGCGCUGCUGUUUAACUAUACAAUUCAUAAAUUCAUAUGUGUUUUAUUAUUAUUUAUUUUAAAGAACUGUUUAACCAUUUUCAGAAUCGUAUUUCGUUAGCAUUGAUUUAGCGUUGCGUAUAGAUAUAAAUUAAAUAACUUUAUGUAUUCUCUCUUUCUAACGUCUUUAGCUCCAAGUUUUAUUAAAACCGGAGGUUGGUACCGUUUUGUAACAUUGAAAAUCCGGUUUUGCUCUUUACUGCCUGUAAGAAAGUAAACGGUAAAAAUUUUACUGUGUCGUACGAACAAAAUAUCUACUGGUUUUCAAUAAAUCAUGUUUUCAGCGUUUUUACAUAAUUUUCUCUUUGGUUGAUUAAAAUUAGAUAGAAUAAGAACAGUAAUGUUUUAAAAUUACGCAGUGAAUGCGGCUGAUGUUUACGUGUGUUUAGUAGCAAUGUAUUAUGAUUUUUUUUUUAAUAAUUACAAUCGGUAUAAAUAAUUAUUUAUCCUUAAUAUUUGUAAUAAUUGUUUAAUUUUAAUUUAAAUUUAAUAAUAGCAAGUUAAAUAUGUGUAGGUAUACGGGUAUACAUAAUUUAGUUUUAAGAUUUACCUAUAGGUAUUUGGUAUAUAUGAUUACUAAGCUUUAUUACCCGGGCGUAAAAUAAUAAUAAUAAAAGUCAAGGAGGAAAGGAUUACCUUACUAAGGAUUACCUUACCUACUUAAAAUCCCGUCGGCCAUUUCUAUUAUUAUUAUUAUUAUUAAUAAUAGUGAUCCCGAAAGCGGAAAGACGAACACUGAUUAUCGUAUAAUCUGGGUUACUCUAGCAAUAUAUUAUUAAGGUAGUGACGAACAAGCCAUAAACUGACUAUAAACUGAAGUUAGUAUAGGUUAGGUUGGGGUAUAAAUGUAAAAAAAAAUAAAAAAAUGUUUAAAAAUGCUGGCAAGUUUAUUCGUAAUUGGUCAAACGUUUUUACAUAAAGACUCACAAAAAAUACCUUGAUUUUAUAUUGAACACUAGGUACCUACAAUCCAUGUACCGUAUUGAAUCCACAUUGGACAGAUAGAUGCGUAAACGUAUAAUCGUUUGUAUGUGUAUUAUAUAUACAUUUUUUUUCAUCCUGUAUAGCUACGAUCAAAGGGGAACACACAUAACGAGAACCUGUUUUGCAUUGCAAAUGUUGACGGUUUAUUUUUCUAGAUAGUCACAAAUAUACGUCUGGUGUGUCAUAAUAUGUAGGUUCUUCUGCACAUGAUAUACGAACAAUAUUAAAAUAUAUAAUUAAGCAGGUAUGUUUCAAACAUAUUGAACAUAGGUAUUUGUAAUACUAAAUAGUUUGUGCUGAAAAUGCGUGUUGAUCUUGGAAAAUAAAAUUUAAAAUCACUCAAACAAAAAAAAAAAAAAAAAUGAAACAGUAGUUGUUAACAAAAAAAAAGUGUGAAGUUCGGUUAAAUACGUUUUGAAAUGCUGUAAUAUUUAUGACCAAAUACCUAUUUAUAGCUCAAAAAACGCCAAAAUGUUUUAAAAGUGUUCAUAUUUUCACAUUUAUUUUUAACCGCAUUACAAUUAAAAAAAAAGAGCUGAUCUACUGCUGAAAGAUGCGCCACUAUUGUAAGUGGGAAAUUGGGAAGGUAGGGUAUAGAGUUAAAUAAAUUAUUGUCAACAAAAAAUGAUUUUGAGUGAGGUUCGUUUAUACACAAUUUCAAAGGCCAUAAUAUUUACGGUUUCUAUUAAAAUUUGUUCUUAAAACCAAUUAUUAAAACCAAAAUUACUACAUUACACUCUACUUUUUUUUUUUUUGUUACUAAGUACAACUUGUUAUGAAUCUCCGGUUAAAUUGUCAAGUGUUUUUGUUUUUUUUUGGGCAAAAAGUGGUAUCCAUUUUUUUUUAUAAAAAAAAAUAAACAUUAUUGUACAACCAUUUUUUGAGUAAAGCAAUAUUUCUGUCAGAAAAAAUUGUACGUAAAAAUUAAAAAUAAUAAAAUCAGUAAAUAUCACGGCAUGCCGUAAAUAUUUGUUGUUUUUCUUAUAAUUUUGUGUCUGGUUUUUCCUAAUUAUUUUGAAAACCCUUUAGAAAAUCAAAAAAAUGACCUGUACUUUCAAUUCGUUCCAAAAUGCUACAAACUAGGUCUCUUGUCAUUUUUUAAUUGGAGCAAGUUUUAUGUUUGAAAAGUUGUUUGCAGACAGAAAUAAAACCACAUAUCAUAUAGUAAAGCCAAUGGUAUACAUUCGCUCUGAAUCUAAAACAAAACCGAAAAUAUUGAAAUAGUUAAACAGUAAUUUUUCUCGUUUAUCCCAUAGUAUAUCUUCCCAUCAUACCAGCUAGUCGAAAUUCGUUUUCAGAAAUAAUUCUAUUUACUUGAAAAUCCGAUCAAGAUUUCUCGUAGAAAAGUGUUUUACAGACAAACAGAAAAAUAUAUUACUUCCUCGCUAUGUUCAGAAUCUAAAUAAAAAAAAACCGUAUAAUUAAUAGGUCAAUACCCAGUGUCACGGUUUCGUUAGCAAAGUAGAUGUUAUACAGUUGUGUACCUUACCUAUAUGUAAAAUAAGAAAUAAUGUAUCAAGAUUAACAUGCAAUAAUAUUAUUCGAUAACCAUGUCGGUGUUAUACUUACGGUCAACGGGAAGCACAGCAUUCCUAUUAAAAUCGUGUAGAUGUUUUAAUAGCCGUUAUUAAUAUCGAAUUCAGGCUAAAUCUUUGGCUAAGUUGUUUAUGUAAUACUAUUGUAACGGUCAUUUUUAAAUUGUCCCGUUUAACGCUAAUUUUGUGCACAUUAUAUUAAACUUAAUGUUUUUAAAAUUGGUGAGUAGAUAACAAGCGAAUUAAUGUAAUAUGAAGAAGCGAAAGUGUAGUAUCAUCAUCAUUUGUAUUGUAAUAGAAAUUCAAAUCUAAUUAUAGAUUUAUUCGAAUAAGUCUUUUCAGUGCGUAAUUUUAUUAAGAAUGUCGAACUUGUCAUUAAUUUGAACCAGUAGAUCGGCAAAUGAAUGAAAACUGUAAAAAUAAGUACCUUGAAUCCUUGAUAUUGUUAAUGGUUUUAUAUAAAGACCGGAUUUAUAUUCUUUUAUAACCCACAAAAAGGCGCUUAAAAACACCAAAAAAUCCCUGAAAAAAAACUUAAAACAUUUAAAAAUUAAAUAUGACAGAAGGGUUUUAAAGUCCUCCUCUAAUGGCAUUGAUUCAUUUAUUUAUUUUAUUUAUUUUUAUGUAUACAUUUUUUAUUUAUAUAUUUAUUUACUAUUGGUAUUUAUUUACUUUAUUUAAUAAAUAUAAAUUACAAAUUUUUUCUGUGAACAACUUUUCUUCCAGUAAUUUUGUUCCAACUUUUAAUAAUAGUUUCUGAAAAGAAAUUUCACUGAGGAGGUAUUUUAAAGAGGUCAUUUUUAAAUUUUCUCAGGAGUGUUUCAUCACAUUUGAAAAAACCAGGAUAAAACACGGAAAACUGGGAAGAACGUAGGAUAACUGGAAAAAUCGGUCCACCAUUAAACAAAUAUUAUUAAAAAAAAUAUAUCGAACUUAUUUAAUAAUUUUACUAUAAUAUGGCAUAUAUAUUAUUGACAAAGCAUCACUAUUAACUGAACUCUGCUCAGAAUCAUUUAUUCGUAAACAAUGGUUUAUCGUUGCAGAUAUACAUUAAAUUCCCGCCUGUAUCCUACCUUCCUAACUAUCCACCUCCACCAGUAGCUGCACCCGUCCCCAUUAUCUUACUCUUCGAUUUUUGUGUUUGUUCUCCGUAAAUUUUAAUUCGAAUGGUUUAUAUUAUACAAUUUAUUUAAAAACAAAACUCAAAAUCUAUUAGUUGAAUAUAAUAUAUCAUAUCAAAUACAGAUAUACAGGACGAUUCACUAAGCCUGCUCACCUUUUUUUGGUUAAAUUUUGCAUGUAUUUUAAUUUUGGUUUUUGAAAUUUUUAAGUGUAACUAAUACUGAUUAAUACUGAUAUUUUCAAAUAUUUAGAUUUUUCACAAAAUUUAAGGAAUUUCCUGCACGGCGCGCGGUAUUUUAUUAGUGCUUCACUAUUUUCCCCUUACUUGAACUUAAGAGUGGAAAUCAAAAAUGUUGACACCAAAAUGUAUUUAAAGUAAUAAACUCCGUUUAUUUAUAGGUUCUCAUUUGAAAAACCGAAGUUGGUAUCAUCACAUGAUAUUCCUCAAAUAAAUGUUAUGGAAAAUCUAAGUAUUCGAAAAUAUUAGCUUUAACUACGUUAAAAAAUUCCAAAAAUUAGAAUUUGAAUAUACGUAAAAUUUAACCAAAAAAAUGGGUGAGCACACUUAGUGAGCUUACCCUGUAAGCAUCCUGUAUAUUAUUAUAACUGUACCUGCCUAUUUUAUUCAAUCAUUUUAUUGCUUUCUUAUAUUCAAAAAAUUCGCCAGCGCAAACCAGUGUAUUUUCCCUUAAAAAGUAAACCGGUGUGGUUUUAAGAAAUUCGCUGUAUUUUAAACCUAUUUAAAAAUGAGGCACACUGUUUUACUUUUUUUUGACCACGAUAACUAGGUGGUCGAUAAAUACCGAUCACGAUUCGUCCCCACCAUGAACCACCACAAAUUUGAUAUUUCCCCUUAUUUAAUUUAUUAUUAUGUUAAUUAUAAACAUUAUCAGUUUUCACGGUUAUUUAAAUUUAAAAUCUCUUAAAAAUACUUUUAAUAAAUCUUAAAAUCUAUCUUAUUGUUAAUUAUUAUUAAUUAAUUUUUAUUAAUAGAUUUUAAUGUAUUAUUUUAUUUUAUUUUUUUCAAUAAAUAGAAGUAUAUCAUCUUGAAAAUCGUCCUAAUUUGCAUAAUCAAAAUUAAAUGAACGAACUUACAUAUAUAAUUAAAUAUAUACCAUGUAAUAAGAUGUAGCACAGUUAUUUUCAUAUUAGGAUAUAUUUUAAUUUAAUUAAAGUACGUAAAUAAAUUUUAAUUUAAUAACUUUUUCUAGCAGGAAAUGUUUGAACUGUAAGAUUUGAAAUACGAUUUUUACUGAGAAAAAUUCUUUAACCAAUUUGAUUUUCAAAUCAUCAAUUUUAAAACUAAUAUCACUGAUUAUUAUAUAAUUUCAUAUGUAAUGGAUUAAUGGAAUACGAAUAUUACGUAUUUCUUACACAUUUUAAUUUUUGUACAAAUCAACCCGGAUAAUAUAUUUUUAUUUUUAUAAAAAUAGAACUACAUUUUAGAAUAAAUUUAAAAUAAGACCGGAGUAUAAAUUUCUGAAAUGUGAUAAUUUAUGGGAGGGUUGAACUGAUCUAUUUACCGAAUUUCUAUCUAAACCGGUGUAUGGCUCAAAGUCAUGUUUCGGAAUCAUUACACACUGCACGGUUUUGAGCUGGAGAAUUUUUUGAAUAUGUCCGGAUUGUUCUUUUUCUUUGUGUAGCAAAGAUGUUAUGUUUUUAUAUACUUUUGGUGACACGGAUUUUAGUUAUGUCUGGUGUUUAUUGCAGAGAUGAUAUAUUAUGCAUGUAUAUAAACAGCUCACUGAAUGCGUUUUUAGGGUUAGUGCUGUGUGGUCGUCGAACACAAAGAAACUAUAGUUAUCCCUUAUACAUAUACACAUACACGGAAAAAAGAAAUAUUAUUCUUUUUCAACUCUGCAGGAUUUUGAGUCGGAACGAGCAGAUAAUGCAGGUAACAACGACGUAAACACGAACCACGUUCCGGUCGUAUUGUAUCGUAUAAUGUAGUAAUAUUGUACGUGGAGUGGAAUAAAUUGUUCGUGUAUUAUAUCGUACUUAUAUAUAUUUAUAUAUUUAUAGAUAUAUAAGUAGUUGAUUUCCAAUCUAAUAAACGUUUGGAAAAAAAAAAUGAAUUACCAUUUUUAUAUUUCGUAAUUUACGUUGCAGUAGUUGUGUUCCUCGCCCUCUCCUUCCACCUUCCCCCAGAGAUAUUAUAAUGUAGUAUUAUUAUUUUUAUUUUUCAACGGUCUAUGGUCUCAGAGAUGGUCGCGUUGUGUAUUAUACUGCACGUACAACCUGUCGGUAGUAAAAUGCGAUACCGUUCGCAGAGGAUUAUAAUAUUAUAGUAUCGGAGGUAACCUAUAUUAUACUAUAUACUAUAAUAUACAAUAUAUAUAAUAAUAAUAAUGGAUCACAAUUUAUGCCCGUCGCCGUGCCGUAAGGGUGCACGUAAACAGAUUUCCAAAAAAAAAAAAAAAAUAAUAAUAAUAAUAGUAGUUGGUAGGUACCUGUCUACCUCGGUUAUGGUAACAAUAUAAUAAAAAUAUAUUAUUAUGGGUACCCAUUAAAAUAUUGUAAUUGCUUUGGCACCAACGGAGGAGCCGAAACGAUUUUUAUUAGGCAGGUGGCGUCGACUGUGGCGAUGGCCCACGGGUAUAUUUUAGUAUUAAGAGGACGUCGUACGACGUACUGUCUUUGUCUUACAAACGCAUGACAUAGCAUAUUUACCUUCAGCAGGGAUAAUUUUGUGCUAAAUUUACUCAUUAUUGUCGAACAUUAAAUAUAGCCUGUAAAAAUUGUCUGUGUUUUUGCUGCGGUUUUUUACGAUGUUUGAAUUUUUAAGUGAGAUAUAACAGGAUUUUUAUAAAUAUUACGAUCCAUGUAACAAAGAGUAUAUGCACAGUUGAUGUUUUUAUUAUCUUUAAAUUAGUGUUGGAAUACAAAACAUAAAUAAAAGAAUAAUACAGAAAUAUAUGUUAAAAAUAGGUGUUCAUUAUGCAGUAACUCAAAAUAGUAAUAGAUCUGUAUUCGUUAUAGAAUCUUCACAUUUUUUAUGGUAGCACAAAAAAUAAAUCAUUUUUAAAUAUAUCAAAAUUUUAACUUAAUAAUUACGUUACUAUACCUUUCCUUGAUGUUUGGAGGGAUUCGGAGUCGUGAAUCCGAGAAUGGAAACGAGAUCAAUAAAUUAGAAAUAUCAUGUUUUACCUGCCCACGGUGUUGAAACGCUAGAGUAUUUACUAUAUACCUUUAUUUAUCCUCACGUGAUCCUGGAGUCUCUGAACGUUAGUCACGAUUAAACCAAGUUAAGUAUUUAACACCCAGACAACGAGUGUUAGUAUUUAAAUUAUAAAAACAAAAUGUUGAAUUAUUAAUAGAAAUAAAUAAAGGGAUUAAAUACGAGUGAUUAGCUGUUAAAAGUCGGAGCUAGCUAUUCGAGAAAGAUUUUUGAAAUAAGUUGGUGAUGCGUACUUGUUGUGUACGAGGUUCUCGACAGAGUGAUCGUCUAGGGCAGUGGUGAUCAACUACGGCCCGUGGGCCAAAUCCGGAAAACGAUCAUUUAUUAAUCAUUUACCAAAGUAUUAAAUCAAAAUUAAAAAAAAUAACUUCAAAUUUCAGAAAUUAACAUUCACAUUAAAAAAAAAGAAGAUAUGUUUGUAGUUUAAAAGUAAAAGUUUAAAUUCUUGGCCCGUUAAGAAAUAUUAGAAAUAUUAUUUUUUUAUGGCCCUUUGUAAAUAAAAAUUGGUCUAGAGAUUUCUCGAGCGGUCAAGACGUUCGAGUUUUUGUGAAAUACCUCGUUACAUUUUAUUUGAAUUUUGUAUGGGAAUACAGAGUAUCUAGUGUAGAAGUUUGAUUUUACAGACGUCGUAAAUCUCUAUUUUUAUUUGAUUCGUAUUAAAAUAUUUCUAAUGAAAGUAUAAUAAAUGGGAUAUGGAUCCUUCUCGAACAAUGAAAAAACCGUUAUUAUUUGUGAGCUUAAAACAGUAUCCGUUGGCCUUCGUGUCGGUGUCGAUAGAAGAUAACUAAUAAUAAAAUUAUAUUUAUGGGGGUGUUUAUGGAAAUUACAAGAAUACUCAAGAGUAUGACUGUUGCGACGGCGCGGCAGUGUCCUCGGAGAGUUGAAGCGGAUGUCGUAAAUUUCUACUAUAUUUGACCCAUUUUAAAAUAUUUUAUUUAUAAAGAAUAUAAUAUGUACCCUUCUCGAACAAACGAAUGCUCCAUUAUAUUUAUUAAAUUAUUAAUUUUUUUAAUAGAGAAUACCAAGUACUUGGCCGUAUUUGAAUAUUUUAGUCACACUGUUAAAAUAACAUAAAUAAUAAAUUGUACAUAGAUAUGUUGCUUGAGCAUAACAUUACAUUAUAUUAUUGGUAAAUUAACUCUAGUUUUAAAACUAACGGGAUAAAAUUGUGCUUGCUGAACGGAAAUUUGCCAUGUCGUGUGUUUGUAAGACGGAGAUUGCACAUGCGGAUAUGACGUUAUAGGUUCGCCACAAUGUUAUCUGUUAUCUGUCUUCGACGACCUGCAUUGAAGAGGGAUGGUUAUAUCCCCCGCAUUGGCUCCUCCAAAUGUUGUCAAAAGUAUUGCUAAUUAUUUUUAAGAUAAACUCUAUGUUUGGGAAAAAAAUAAUAGAUAAUUAAAUUUAGCAUCGGGGAUUAAAUGUGGGAAUUCGGAAAUUUGGUUCAGCUGCGGCCAUGAUACCAUCUCUUUCCAUUGAAAAUGUCUGGGCACGCCACUGUAUUUUUCUAACGAACAAAAUUGUAUGUUCAUGUAAAACACAAACAAAGAGACGUUUAAAAUCGGUUUUGAAGGUAAAAUGCACCUACGAUCAAAUAUGUAGAUGACGACAUCUUGAAAACGAACAAUACAAUUCAGUGUAAACGUUCCAAUUGUUAUUAUUUUUUUUUUUAAUGAACUGUAAUUUGUUUAAUGUUUAAUAUUAAUAUUUCGAAAAACGCAUGAAGAGGUACAUUGUAUUAUUGUCUUUAAGGAGGUGAUUGUCUAUACGUUACUAUAAUGGCGAUACGUUUUAUCCCAUUCUCUUUCUCUUUCUCUCUCUCUCUCUCUCUCUCUCUCUCUCUCUUUCUCUAAAAUCGUUUUUCAAACCGUCUUUUGUUUGUUUUAUGCACGAACGCACUACAUUUUCGCUAUAGGUAUCGCGCCCGUUAUUGUAUAGAAAUACAGAGACGUUAAGGCAUUUGCUAUUUACUGUGACGGGCUCUCAAAUAUAAAUAAGUGCUACAAAACGGAGGGGUAGGCAUACUACACAUUAUAUACAUAUAUUUUAGCGCGAAAACCAAUAUAUCACUGUUCGGCAAUGUCGCGGUGACGUUUUCGGCGUGAUAGUAAUCGAUGUCGUUGUCGGCGACGAUGUACGUUUAGGACAGAAAAAAAAAAUGCAGUUUUUUCAUUAUUAUUUGACGAUGACACGGUGAGCCGCCGCCGCCUUCGUUGUCGAGGUCAAAAUAAUAAUCACUAAUGAAAAAAAAAAAUAAAACAAUAAUAAUACCGACUACGGUCGACAGUCUGCCUCUGCCACCGCCGCCGUCCACUUCAAUAUUCGUAUGUAAAAACCGUGUGUUGAGCAUUGCGUAAUUCAUACGAAAAACACGUCUAUCGUGUGCGUGUGCGUAAAUAAUACAAUAUUAAAUACAUAUAUGUAUAUAUAUUUAUUAUAUAUGAGCACAAAUGAUGCUGAGAUAGUUUCAAAACAUAAUAUAGAUAUUAUAUUCUUUUAACCUGUAGUAUACUAUAAAUAGUCAGACGCGCACUGGUAAAAAAAAAAUAAAGAAAUGUUUGGGAUGCUACACACAUUUUUUCGACAAAUGUGAUUAAAAUUUAAAAUUUAAAUUACCGGGGAAAAUAUUAUGAUAAAUUAUAAUAUUACAAUCGUUUAAAAAAGAUAAACUUCGCAUCUUAGGCGGGUCACGGUUGGCGAGUUGGGACCGUAAGACAAUAUGGAUCGGAUAUAAUUUCUUUUACAUCAGCUGUGGGCAACGAUUUAUUAGUGCAAACGAAAACCGACUCUGAAGCAAAUUCGGUUCAACAUGUUCUGACAAAUUUAAAUUGACAAUUAUUGUGUGUUAUUUUAUGAUUACAAAAUUAAUUAUUAUACAAUUUUGAGAAAAAUUAAUUCCGAAAUGUAUAUAACCAUAUACAUAAUAAGAAAAACAUCGAUAAUGUCAAAUAACACCGGAAUAUUUUGUAAAUAAAAAUACCAUGCGUCUUGGAAAAUGAUAAAAUAUUAAGUACCUAAUGCAAAAUAAUGAACGAUGAUGUCUUGAAUUGUUUGUUAUCUUUUUGUGUAAUAAAUUAUAACUAAAGGCAUUAUGAACUUGUGCAAUUGCGAUUUCUGGUUGAGUUUAGGGCAAAGGACCUAUUAUACAUUUUAUAAAUGUAUGAAUUUUAUAAACCAGCGUUGAGAUGAAUUUUUUAAAAAUAUUUUCAGUUUUUUUUAAUAAUAGUUGUUAAUCUAAGUUAAAUUAAAACGCGUUUAUCUUGAUAAAAAAUUAAAAUAUUGAAAAAAUCAUUUGGUCAAGGUAUAGCGAAUACUCUUCUUUAUAAAAUGUGUCAUAAUAUUAAGUCCUUUUGCCUCAAACUCAACCAGAGAGUGGCAAUCUUGAACGUUUGUAAUGUCUUUGACGCUAUAGAGGCCCUUAAACACUUAAUGCAGUUAACUCAGAAUCUAGUAGUUUAAGAUCUCGAAUGGGUUCCCAGUUCCAUUCCGUCUAUUGAUUUGGACUUUUUGUGUAUAUUUACUAUAUUUAGUCAAUAAUGGUAUUCUAUCUUAAAGUUAUAUGAAACAUCUGCCAUAUUAUAAUAUUAUAUCCAUAUCGAAACGGUAACCGUUAUCGAUUGACGCAAUUUUCUGUCGUUCGCGAAUUUUUUGCUAUGGUCUAUUUUUUUUUCAACAUGGUUGUCGCGGUAGUAUUUGGUGUAGGUAACGGGAAUACGGAGUAAAGAAUGUAUUACAGGUACUCAUGCGUUGGGUACCUGUGAAAUUUUAAGUUUUUUUUUACAUACCGUGUCUCGUCAGUUUGGUAUUAUUAUUAUUAUUGCAGUACUGUUUUUAAACAGGAAAAAUAAUAAUAUAAUGCUAAUAUUUAUUUAUUUAUAAUUCGAAAUUUCUUAGUAAACGUGUUACGGGAGGUACCCGUAAUAAUUGGAAAAUUAAUAUAAUAAUUAUUAUUAGUACUAAUUUUCUUUAACAGCAAUUUCAAAUAUUAUUUUAUUGAGUCGAGAUUGUUGUCGACCAAGUUAGACCGGCCGGUCAGUCCUUUCAUAACUGCUAUUAUAACGUGCUCACUAUAAUAUUAUUAUUGCUGCUUAAACAAUUGACUGAGACCAUCACUGGUAUAUACCUAUGGAACCAUAUGGUUGACCCUUUCUGCAUCAUGUCGGUGUUAUUAUAGCCGUGAACUUUCUAUUUCUGACGUACAUAAUAUUAUUAUUAUUAUUAAACAAACAUCGCAAUUGCGGAUUCGGAUAUCCGCGUUUAUGGCGGUGAACGAUUAUUAUUAUUAUACAGUAUUAGUGUUAUAAGCACACGAUUUACCGGAUCCUAGAUUGUAGUAGAAAUAGUAAUUUGUUUAGUUUAUUUUAUGAAAUAUAACCAUGAUUUGUUUUAGGCUAAUUCUUUUUUCGAUUGGUUGGUGCUCUCCUCAUUUCUCUGUCAAAACUUGAAUCAUUUAACACUCAAUCAUUUUUCAUUAUCGUGGUGUUCUUAAGAAUAAUUCGCGGUAUAUAUUCCAUCCAAUUUUAGUAUAAUUAUAUCUUCUACAUAUUAUAAUCCUGUAUGGAAUAAUAUAUAAUAAUGAUAGGGAAUUUGUACUAUGUCAUGAUAAUUUGUUGAAAUUGAUUGAAAAUCGAAAGAUCAAUUGAAAUUAUGAAAAAAAAAUAUAUAUAUACUUUUCGUACAAUUCGACACAGAAUUCGAUAAAAAUAUACCAAAUUUCAUAUAUGAUUGAAUUUUUAGAGGUUUGUUUGACUGUUUUUGAAAAAAAAAAAAAUUAUAAUGUUAAAAAUAACGAAUUAAUGUUAUUUUAAAAUAACACGAUGUCUGUAUAGUAGUUUAUGAUUUACCUACUUACAAUAAUUGUCAACUAGACAGUCAUGUGUUUUUGGCUUACUUACCUAAUUGUAUACACAAACUAUCUAAUACAUUUCGACUUUGAUGUAUUUUUUUUCUUCAUUCAACUAUUAAUAUAUUCAUAGUUAAAGAGAAUGUUGGCAUACAAAUUCAAUUAUUUCUAACUUUUCCAAUCUGUAUAAUUAUAUAUUUUUAGCUUUUUUUUCUAUCAUUCUUGACCAUUUUGGUGGUUGUGAAAUGUUCGUUACGCGUGUGUUCCAUUUAAUUUAACUUCGAAAUACUAUUUUCGUAUCAUUUCUUCUAAUAAAUUGCCCCGGACCCAUAUUCUUUUUCGUUUAGAAUAUUUAGAUAUUUAUACUCGACUAUUGUGUAUUUUUAAUACUAUAAUUUUUUCGUUUUAAACUACCUAUGACCUGCGUGUGAUAAAUUGAGUUAUCCAUAGAUUUUAGAUUGUUGUUAUUUUACUUUUUCAAAAUUAAUACAAUUUCAUUUUUUUAUUUUUGGAUAACUUUUAUGUAAAAUGUUUAUUGUUAAAUCAAUAAACGUCUUAUAUUUUCGGUUAUUUAUUGUUUCUUGUUCAUUUUUUUAGAGAAAAAAUAGAAGGUUCUUCGAUGGUCUAAAGUAGUAAAGUAAUUAAUUUUUAAUAUCAGAAACACUGCGUAUUGUUGAAAUAUUCCAUUAUAUUAAUGAUAAAAGUUAAAGAUAACGAGCGUAGAUAUUUAGUUUUUAAAUAGGUAGAGCCAAAGUGUAUGUAUGUUUCAUGUAAAUUUCUGAAUUCCCUUACAAUAUAUAUGAUUACAAUAUUUUAAUAAUAACCACUUAAAUAAACAUUUAUAAUAGGUACAUUUUUAGUUUUUAUUAUCUAUCUAUUUAUCAAUAAUUAGUUUUUCCGACAGAUGUAAUUAGACAAAGAUAAUUAUUACCUUUAGGUAUUCUGUAUAGGCAUCCGACUAACGUUAACCUACUUAUAUAGUUAUUAUAUAUAAAUUAAAUUGUCGUAUACUAAAAUGUACAAUUAAAAAUACAUAUUUUAAUCAUUUUUAAAAUAUGUAGGUAUGCUAUAUUUUUUAGAAAUUUCGCUACGAAUAUCGGUCGGUACAAAUUAAAAAUAGUGCGUACACCUCUACUGAAACAUAAUAUUAUUAUUGUUAUAACAAUAAGUACUUAAUCCAUUUUAAUCAUAUCAAUAUACGCCUGUCAGUGCGAGGACGUGUAAACCAAGUGUUAAACUAUUAAUAAUUCGGAGUAGGUUCAAUUAAAUUUAAUGGUGUAGGUACAUUCGAAAAUAUUAUUUUUGUACAUUAUAAAUUAUAAUGGGUUAGGUAUACAGUACAAUAUUUCGACCUUAGCACGAUGUCGAAUAACACCUUUUGUCAUUCUAUAUGACAAAAUAAUACUAGAUUUGUGGUUAGACGAUGGUUGUAAAUCGUAUACUAUACUUAAUAGUAAGUAGGAUUUUUCAAAAUUCAUAUUUUUAAGGGUAUAAGCGUAAGAUUAUCGUGAAUUAAUCGUAAUAUUGUUUUAAAAAUAGACUUGUUUUUGAAAAGUUUACGUAUAGUACUAGAUAAAUAAUAAUUUAUGUUCUGCUGAGUAAUUUGUAUAAUAGAUUACACGUCAACUAUAUAAUUUCCAGUCAUAAAACGAAGAAUGUGAAGUGUGGUUUCGCUAUAAAAAUAUUCGUAAACGAUGUGACAGACGCAGACAAAAAACGAGCACUGAAUUUUUUUAAAGAUUUCCUUUUACCUAUACAAUGCAAUACAAAAUGUAUACAUUUCUGUAAAAUUCUAAACGUUAAGAUGAAAGGGAGAAAGCAUAUUAUUAAGCAUAUUUACAAAUAGUGUUUUUUAGAACAGUUUAAAAAAAAACACACACGUAAGAGAAGUUUGAACAAGUUUUCAACAAUUUGUUGAAACAAAAAAGCAUUUUUAGUGUACUAAACGAUACUUGUUAAUAACGUUUGGACAUAAUACUAUAUAAUAUAUUCUUUUUUUUAUACGUUGAUUAUAGUGUUUUUUUUUUUUUUUUUUUUAAGACGAAAGAGUAUAGUUAUAUUUACUCUAUAGAUAUAAUAUUAUAUAUGUAUACAUAAAUAUAUAAUAUAUUCAAAUAAUAGUAGUAAAAAAUUAUUUGAGGAUUUAAAAAAUUACAAAUUGAGUUUUCAGUUGUAGGUCCCAAAAUGGUAAUUCAGUAGUAUUCAGUAGUCAAUAUACUAUAAAUAGGGUCGAAGACUCAAGAUGCUUACAUACUGCUCUCUUAUAUGCGUCGUUAGCAUUCCGAGUCUGUCCGCUACUGCAGGAUUAUUCUAUAAACGAAUACUUUUAUUAUUUAUACAUAUUUUUAGCAUUGUUAUUAAGGCAAUCGAUACCCAGUCAAAACUUCGAAGGUCUACGCGAAAUGUCAAAAUUAAUAAUGAUAAAAGAUAUAUGUGUAUCCGAAAUUAUAAAUAAAAUAUUGCACUAUUUAAAAUAAUAUUAUAUUAUUAUGAUUGUAUAAUUUGUUAAAUCACGUUUCUAGAUUAUUGCGAAUAAUACUAAACAAACUAAUGAAUAAAGAUUGUCGUUAACAGUAUUAACGGCACGUUCAAUAGAUAUUUUAUAAUAUAAUAAUACAACAGUUAUCGGUGCUGAUUUGGUAUGCGCUUAUCACCAGUUAUCAUCAAUUUUAUUAUCAGUUAUCAUACAAUACAAAUCUAAUAAAAUGACAGAUUAAAAAAAAUACAAAUCGUACUUGAUUCGAUAUCUAUUUGUGUUCUCUUAAAAUUAAACAUAUUAUUUAAUUUAGCUAGUCUUCAAGUUUUUGUUUUUGUUUUUUUUUCCGAUGUCUAGAUACUUCUCUUAAUAAGUGAAAUUUAUUUUGAUUUAUAGGUACAUUAAGUGCACGUAGGCAUAUAAAUUAUAAUAUUUCUAUAAUAUUUAUAUCAUUUUUUCUAGAUUUAUUAUAUGCGUGUGUUGGUAGGUAAUCGUCAUUUCUGAUUGUAGUCGCCAAUAAAAUCAAUAGCUUAGUCAAUUUCAUUCAGUGGGUACUUGUAUACCUACAUUUUGUUUCGUACAGUUUUUUGCCGUUUAACGUAAAUUUGUCUUGAUAUGGCCUUGAAAUCGUAACUUUGCAGGUUUGUGUGCAGCGUAUAGGUAUAACGGGACAUCGUAAGUCAAUUUCUAUAUAAAAUAAUUUCUUUACGACUCGGAUCUACAGUCAUUGCGGAUUACUGUUUUAAAACUAGUUUUCUGGAUAUUUGUAGGUAUACAAGUAACGGAAAAAAGGAAACCAGUUUAGUUUAGAUUUUUUGUAUUUGCAAUAAUGGUACCUACCUACGUAUACCCGUUGAAUGUUACGAUAACGCAUGGCGAGACUAUCAGCUAUAGUACCUAUAUAGGAAAUAGGACCAAAUUAAAUUAUCUACAUUUAAUUCGGUAACAGUACGAUGGCAAAUUUAAAGCGACGUUGCAAUGUUCGAUAUCCGUUAGCAACACGAUCGAGCGUAUUUUAUAAUAUAAUAUUAUGUCUACUGCGUUUUCGAGUCCUAAAUGCAUUGAGUUUAUUGGUGAUGGGGCGUUUUGGUUAUUCGCCAAUAUCAAAUUAUAUAUCCCACAUGUGUGUUUGAAAAUCAAUAUUAUUUGAUCACAUAGUACAGGGUCCACAUAUUAUUAUGUAUAAAAUUAAUAUAUUGAAUAAACAUAAAAAAAAAGUAUUAAACAGUCUUUGUUUAAAACUAUACGAGUAUAUUAUUAUGUAACAAAAAUGUGUGAAUUAUUCAUGUAGAUUUAUUGAAAUUCAAGAAGGUUUUCCUAUAAUGUCAAAAUUAUAAUUAUGUUGAAUUAUUAUUAUUGCUGUAGAUUUUUGUUAGGUUUGGAUGAAAAAUGAGGAAUAAUAAACUUAUGGCAACAGCACGGUUUAUUUAAUACUCAAUCGUGUAAAGAAAAAAGGGUUUAAUGCUCAAUCGUGUUUUCUUUUGGUUUCCAAAAUAAUUAAUAAUAAUACUCGUUUUUAUUCUGCCGUUUGUAUUGGUAUUAUUUUACGGGAAAAAAAAAACAAAACAAAGUUGCUAUAGCGAUGGGCUCACUCAAUUUUACCAAACAAUUGUAAAAUUUGUAUUAUGUAUAAAAUAUUUUUACUUUAUUGAGAAUAUUAAAAUUGCAAAUAAUAAAUCGUGUGCAAAACUAUUAAGUAUAAAGGUAUAGUAUAAGUAUAAGCUUAUAUAAUUUGAAUUCAAAUUUAUUAAAUAAAUAAACAAUAUAUCAUUUGUUAAACUGAAAUAAAUAAACAAAAUUAAUUUUGUUUAAUGAACAGUUUCUGUUAAAAUUGUAUUAUUUAAAUUAUUGUGAUUAAUAUUGCUAUUAAGCUGCUGUUUAAUGUCAAACCUGAACUAAAAUAAAUACGUGUUUAUUGCCAUUUACGCAUUGGUUUCCUUUAGAAUUAAUAAUAAAAUCAAAGUCAAAAUUUUGUAUUCAUAAAUUUAAUAAAUACAAAUUUAUUGGGUAAAUUAUGUACAAUUUUAUUGUGCUUUUAAUACCAAAAAUAACAUUUAAACUUCGUUAUCUACGUUUAGUAAGAUACGUUUUAGAACAGUAAAAGAUAAUUUACCGAAAAUACAUUUUAAAAAAUCAGUUUACUUUAUCUUAUUGUAUGGAGAACAGUAUUAAUUAUUAUUCUAUACAUUUUUGGGGUUGAAUGCUGGGGAUAAUAUGUACCUAGGUAUUUAAAAACUUAUUUAAGUCCUAUUUAAGAUUUCUCCGGGGACUUUUUUUUUCGGAUUGUUGAAACCUCUCCUGCAAUCAAUUGUAUCCACUUUAAUGUUCACCAAAUUAAUUUUAAUAUAUAGGUAAUAUUACGCUUGUUGAAUAUUUUUAAAAAAACGAUAGUUGAUAGCUUUUGAAUAGGUUAAUAUAUUAAUCAUUUAAUGACAAAAUAUUUUCGUACAUCAACAUUACUUAUAAAUGUUCAUGGAGUGGCGGGUUAAACUAAAUUUUCUCAAUAAUCCAAGAUUUGUAUUUACCACCCAACUCACCUAAAUAUGUCAUAUUAUUGCAUCAAAUUAUAGUUUUAUAAUAUACAAGAAAUAAAUAUUAUGUGAGAACUUUGAAUUUAUAUAUAACCUUAAAAUUAAUUUCGAAUGUUAAUGUUUUUAUAAUUGUUUAGAUUACUGCAAAUUCUUUAUAUUCAAUAUGAAUAACAAUUGAGCAAUGCCUUAUCACCAUUAUUAUCAUUAUCAUUUAUAUCAUCCGGAAUCACGUUUCGUAAUAAUAAUAAAUAAUAAUAAUGCUCAAGAAUAGGUUCUACUCUAUAAAGUUUCAGAUACAAUAUAAUUUAACGCAGAAGAUAGAUAAUAUAGCUAUUUAACAGAGCUCAUUUUUGAAUUUUUCAUAGUAGAUGUCCUAAAAAAUCAAAGAAGCGUUAAAGUCCGUUUAGGUGUUAUAAUUCGGAGUUCUAUCAAGAAUUUUUUUUUUUUUUGUGAAAGCAUCGUUGAUUUUAAAACAAAUAAUAUUUAUAUUUAAUAAUUAUUCUGUUUUAUUUAUACGAUACCGCGUUAAUUCAUCUUAAUUCAAUUUUAUUUGUUUAUGCGUUUGGAAUAAUGUAUUUUUGAACUCAAUUUUAUAUAGGUAGGUUAAACGUAUGUAGGCAUAAUAUUAUUACAAUCUGCUCUAGAUUAAGUUCAUAUUAAAUUAAGUUAAAAAUUAAUUAAUGUUCUUAAUGUAUUUAUUCGUUCAUGUUACCUACCAAAACCUUUCAUCUAUCUUAACCUUUUUGUCAAAAUUAAAAUUUAUGCUAUUUUACAAUGGUAAGUACUUUAAAGGCCGUUUCAGUGAUGGAAUUAAAAGUCCAGCUCUUUCUUGAAACUGAGAAACAAUUAUUUUUCGUUGCAAUUAAAAAAAAAUAAUAAUGCCAUUCAAUAAUAUUAAUAAAUAAUAGCACUACAAUUCAAAUAGCUAUACACUUGUGACGGGUUCAAUAAUUAUUUUGGUUAAAAAAUAUUCACAGUCAUCAAGCUGUAUUAUACUUUUACGCUAUUAUAACGAUCGAGGACUCGGAAUUAUUUUUAAUAUUUAUCAGACUUGGCAAAUUUGUUUUUAAUGAAUUUAAAUGAAUACAAUUUAAUUAUUUACGUCAUUACUUCAAUAGCUUAUACUUACAAAAAACUGUUAGAUUAUUGAUUGUAACCUUGUCCCUUUUGCACGUUAUUGAUUUGACAUCGACGCAAAUAUGCUUAGUACUACAAUAUAAUAUUUUGAUUCAAAUACCCGAAAUGUGAUAUUUGAAAGUGUAGGUUUUGAAAAACUGUUGAAAUUAAUUGUACUAAUUUAUUGACCUCGUUCGUAUUUUAGACUCAUUUAAUUAAUUUGUAUUAGUUAUACUUUUUGUACCUAUAUUGAUUCAUAUUAUCAGAUAAUCGAAAAAAAAAACCUAUAGCAUCAUUGUUUGAUUAUAAUAUAGUAUGCCAACCUAUUAGAUUUAUAAAUUAAAAAUAAUAUUAUUAAUAAUAAUAAUAAUAAUAAUAAUAAUAAUUUAUCGUAUAAUUUACUGUAGGAAUAUGACGGUAUUUUGGCUGCACGGUGAAGAAUUAAUGUUCGGCGGUAAUGGAGUGCAUCCAGUUCAACAAAGGAUACCGCAGAUGAAAAUGAUGAAAGUCCACAUACCAUUUACAUUUAAACUACACGAGACUUCGAAUUCUUCUUAUUCAGGUAAAUAUUUAGAAUAUGCGUAAUUGAAUAUUUAGAACAUUUAAUAACUUCUACACCACAUCGAAUUCAUUAAAUAUACCUAGUGAAUCGUUCAUAUUGUAUUAAUAUUAUUGUAUUGUAUUGUAUUAUACCAUAUACGGUUGAUAAGAAAAUUCAUAAUUAUGAAAAAAUACAUUUAAAAAUGAUUUUGUCCAACAGAGUUCAUGAAUACAAAUUUUUUAUUUUCCAAUGUUUAUCCAUUAUAAUACUGUAGUAGGUAUCCGAUUUCAUUGCACGAAUAAUUUAUUCUUAUUAUGAUACCGAUACUUACAAUUAAUUGUUUUUGAUUCCAAAUUAAAUUGGAUAAAAAAAUAUUCGUUAUUAAAAAUCGAAUAUUCGCAUUUCAUCCAUAGAUAAUAUUGAUGUACCUCGUGUUGUAGAUGUUGAGUAAUUAUACCUAUACAAUUAUUAUCCUACAAUAAACUAUGGUCCUUGACUAUUAAUUAUAUGACGUAAUAUUAUUUACUCUAUUUUUGUUACCUAUACUAUUAUUAAUUUGUAAUAGUACAUUUUUUACAGUUGUUGGUAAAGUUAGAUUUCUCUUCUUAUAAAAUUAAUAAGUUAUAGUAGGGUAGAUAGGUUUUUAAAACUAAUACAUGUAUUAUAACAAAAUUUGGUUUAUUUCGAUAAUUUUUAUAAUGUUUUGAACCACAGUUAAUUGUGGAUAAUUUUUUUUUGUUAAGCCCACUAGUGGUUCAAAUGUUCAUAUUUUUGUUGUGGAUAUUUAUGAAUAUAAAGCCUAUUACCCUAUUAUAAUAUAUUAGUAGUUAAAAUGCUAUUCUGCAAAAAAAAACUUAUAUUUGACUUAUUAAAAAUUAUCCCUAAAAUAUCAAGUAGUAUAAUAAAUACUAUAUACGUUUAUACAAAUAAUAAUUGAAUAGAUGAUUGCAGAAACGACAAUAGUAAAUUAUUCAAAACUAGGUAGUUAUUAUAAUACAAAUUUUUUUGAAAAUAAUUUUAAUUUUAAAAUUCAAUACUAAUAUUGAGAAAAAAAUUCGGCAAAAAAAUUUACCCACAAUUUUCGACUAAAUCACUACCACCCUAGUACCCUACUUAAAUUAAAUUGACUUAAAGAAAUUACAGUAUUUAAUGUAUCUAUAUAUUGACAAAUUUCACCAGACAACCGGUAUAGUGUACCAUGAAAACCAGAAUGUUAACACCUACCAAAUACUAUAAAUAAAGACUGAAUUUCACAAAAUAUACGCCUGGUUAAAAUUGUUCUUUGACAGUGGACGGGGAGUAAACGGACAGUAAAUUCGAAUUAAUUAUAAUAUCCUGGAGUAAAUAUUUAUAUAUAUACAAUAUUAUACACUAUUAUUAAUUUUUAUGUAGUUCAAUAUUUAAAUAAAUUUAUUUUUAAAAUUUUUUUAUUUAAAGUAUAUGACCAGUAAAUAUGUAGAAUGGCAAUACACUAUUUAUUCUGUGUAUAUAGUUGUAAAAAUUCACGGAUGUGAUGUCAAAGCGCUGGUUUUUCAGGGUUUGGUUUCAAAUACACAUUAAUUCAGGUAUACUCAAUAUUAUACAUUUUUAGUAGGUGUACUACCUACUUUAUUAUCCAUAUUAACUAUAUAUAUUAUAAAUUUAUUUAUUUUAGCAUCGAAUUAAUAUUUAUAAAUGUAUAUAUAUAUAUAUAUAUAUAUAAAAAAGGAGAACUCAAAUUAUUAAUAAAAUAUAUUAUUACGAAUCGAGCUUAUAAUAUUGUGUAUAGGUAAUGAUUUUCAAUAUUUAUUAUUUGAUACUAAAAACAUACUGUAGUAGGUGAGAAGUUGGGAAGGUAGGAUAUAGAAGGAAAUUUAAUGUAUAUCUGUACGAAACGAUUAAUCUUCGCUAACGAAAAACGAUUUUGAGCGGAGUUCGGUUCACAUAUUUUGGAAUGCCGUAAUAUUUACGAAUACAUUUCGUAAACUUUUCCAUUUAUUAUAAAAACCCCCAGGAAAAUCAAGAAAUGACCUCCUUAAAGUAACCACACCAGUAAAAUUUCCUUUCAGAAAAACUACCAAAUUUAAUAAUCGAAGAAAAAUUUCUGGGAAAAAAGUUGUUCACAAAAAAAAAAAUAAAUAAAUAAAAAAAAAAACAUCAUUGUAAAUUCAAUACAUUCCUCGGUCCACUCAGAAUCUAAAAUUAAACUUGUUUAUGUCUUGUGAAUUACUAAAUUAUUUUGUUGUUUGCUUGGUCUCGUUUGGUUUUUAAAUGCUUACGAAUUAUUAUAUUUAAUAAAAUUACUAUGUUGUCUUUUAUACGAACCUAAAUUAUUAUAUGUUAGUGUUAGUAUAUACAUUAAUACCCAUCCAUCAUUUCCCCGAGUGCAACUAGGUAUAUCAUUAAAUAUGGCGUACGUGACUUACUUAUAUCUUCUUAUAUAUUUUUAGGAUUACCGGAUUAUCUGUAUACGCCGUAAAAUUAAAUUGAGUUUUUAGUUUAUAUCGUUAAGUAAAGUAACGCAUUUUUCCAGGAUUCAUAUAAUGUACCUAAUCGUAUAUAUGUAUAUAUAUAUAUACAUUAUAUAGCUAUAUAUUUCAAGAAAAGUCAUGUUUAAAGUCGUGGGGUUUUAUAAAAUAAGUUUUAAACUGACUGGUGUUUGGAUUAUUAUCUAUAUAGAUCUAUAUAGACUAUAGUAUACUGCAUGGUUGAUGUAAGAAUAUAUAUUUUUUUAACAAUGAUUUCAAGUAGCCCAAAUUUAAACUUCAUUAGAUAAAUACAAUAAUAAUAAUAAUAAUAAAAGAACGAAAUUACUGUUAAAUGCUGAUAAGUGUGCUAUUGUUGUAGGUGAAAAGAUAAAAAUGUAUUUAAUAGGUAUCUAAUAUUUAUAUCUGUACGAAACGAUAAGUAAUUGCUGACGAAAUAUUAUUCUCAACGAAGUUUGGUUAUACACGUUUUGAAAUGUGAUUUUUAUGAUUUUUGUCAUAAUUUGAACUUAAAAAGCUUUUAAAAAAAGUUACUUUUUUGCAUCUAGCAUGUUUUUUUGACCAUUAAAUAUAACUUGUAAUAAAAUUCGUAUUCAAUUUUCAAUCAUUUCUGUUAGGCCAAACAAUGUUAUCCACAAUAAACUAAAUAAGAACUAAAACAUGUCAAACCUCUAUAACUAGCUUGAAAAUUUCAAGAAUGUUUUACAAAUUUUACUAUGUCUACAAAAUAAUAAUAUAAUACGUAUUCGAUGAAUAUUUUAGGUCUUUAAAAUUAUUUCUAAACGGAUUAUAACAAAACCGAAAAUAUAGAAACGUUAAUUCCGGAAAAUUACACGGAUUAUCAAAAAUCGUAAGGUUGCCUCAAGUCUGGAAAAUUUGGAAAACUGUAAGUCAGGGAAUUUUAUUUGAUGUUGAAAGAAAUGGAAAUGUAAGGGGACAAUUUACAACAUUUUCUGAAAUUUUGAAAACUUUUUUGCUUUCAAUUGAAAAUUUAAUUCAAUUCAAUUCAAAAAUUGACAUCAACUAGAUCUGGAAUUUAAAAAAAAAACCUCUUUUUCAUUUUUUUAUUGAAGCAAGAUUUUUGGUGGAUGGAAAAGUUGUUGAGAGAUAAAAGCAAAAAAUUAGUGCACCGAGAAAUGUAGUCAUUUCUUGCUGCACUGAAUCCAAAAUAUUUUUACGUUCUUAUAAUUAAUACAGUAGAACCUUAAUAAUGAGAAUUCAACUAUUAUAGGCAAAUAAAUGACCAUGAAAUAUUUUAAAAUAUUAUUUUGAAAUUUAAUUGGUUUUUGAUUCUUAUUGGUUAUAGGUAUUUGAUGCUUUAUUACAUUUUUUUUUAUUAAAACGAUUUUUAAUGUCAUGUUCUUAUAGUGUCUGUCGAUAACUUAUAACAAAUAUAUAACAUAUUACGAUAAUGUUUUUCGUAUAUAAGAAAGAGAAAUAGACAACUUAUUGAAUAUAAAUUAUUUAUAAAAUAAACAUAACCUAACCUAACCUUUUAGAAAGUAUUUAUAAUUUAAUUAUAUAAUAAAAUGGUAUUUUAAUACUUUUUCAGAUCUAAUAAGAAAGUUAUUAAUAUGAUGUAUUAAACACGUAAAUUUGGUGGAAAAAAAUUGUUGUAUAAUAAAUUAAUAGUGGGUAGGUUAGUUAAAAUAAAAAAAAUAUAUAGUUUCAAUAUUAUUAUUUUCUAUUAUAUAGGCGUUAGUAGUGUAUUAAAACGGGUUUUAAGACAUUCACUAAGUACCCAUAAUAUCUACAAAACCUGAAGUAUAGAGGUGAUCAGACAACUCAGAAAAGAAAGUAGUAAAAAGAAAGUGGUUUCUGUUUAAUGCGAUGUAUUAUAAUAUUACCUAUGUUACGUACGUUACAUCUGCUACAGACGACCGACCCUGUAGUAGAAACCUUACCUAUUGUAGAAAGUGUAGUUGAUGAUGACUACAUCGAAAAUCUGGAUAAUAUUAUAAUAGGUACAUUAAAAAUAUACUUAACUUAUUUUUUCUUUCUAAUAAUUACGUAGGUGUAAAUUAUUAUUUUAGUUUUAACCGUUAUCAUCGCAUACUUACGUUAUAUCUAUAUACUCGUAUACCUAUGCAUCAGCGUGUAAUGCCGAUUGCCGUUUAAUGUAUACUAAAAGUAGAUAGGUUGGUAGAAAAAGAAUAUGAAAAAAACCUUCGACAUUAAUUUAGUGAAUUUCGUAAUUAUUAUAUACAUGUAUAGUGUAUAUAUAAUACUAUGAUUUAAGCCAAUGAUCAGUGAAAGUAAAUUACCUGUUUGAAAAAAAUUAAGUAAAGACAUUAUCUCCAGUAUUUUAUUAUUUAAUAAUAUACCUAAUUACAAUUGCAAACAUAUUUUUGGACGUUAAAAAAAGAUUUUAAUCUUAUAAAUUAUUAAUUGAAUUUGAACUUGAAUUCGACAAUAGAUAGAAUAUAAUAUAAUUAAAUAUUUCGAGGUAAUACAAAAUAAAUAUUAUAUUAUAAGAUCAUAUCAGUACUUAUGUUAAAAUAUUAUUGUAAAUAAAUAAUGUACCCAAGGUAGAAUUUAUUUUAUUCGUUUAUGUAUUUUAUGAACUUAAAAUUAGAACUGCGUAUGAUGAAAAAAAAAUUAUGUUUUUGAUUUUAAAACGCUAAACAAUAUGAGUUUAUUCAAAUUGAUUAUUUAUUAGAUACUAUAUCUACCUAAUUGUGCUAAAAUACAAUUGUUAAAUUUAUUACUAUUACUCUCACUUACAAAAAUCGAACAGAGAGUAGAUUGGGAACAUUCGAGAAUAAAGUUUGAAGUAUAAUUAGUGGACUCACGAUGAUGCGAUGGGAAACUGGCAACUGAGAACUGAGUACGAUUUAAACUAGCACCAAUGACAAUUUUCGUUGGGUAAAUUACUCAAUGGUUAGGUCACAUAAUGAGAAGAGGAGAACAUUUUAAAUUUAAUGCAAGAAUGGAAUGUCAAAUGCAAACCCUAAAGAUCAAGGAAAAGAUGAAAUGACUUAGUGGACUAAGAUUUAAAAAAUUAUGAAGUUGAAAAUUGGAGAGACGUAGUUCAAAAUAAAGGCAGACGACAAAGUACAAUUACUUUGGAGGCGAAAACUCUUAAGCGAGUAUAGGUAUGACAGUAGAAGAAGAACAAACUAGAUAACACAAUAAUUAUUAAUAAUAUUUUUUAUUAUAUUUUAGUGGUUAGAAUUUGACUUAUUUUUGACUUUGAAAUACAAAUUUAAGCAUAAUAUAUAUUUCGUUUAUUGUGCACUGAUUAGGACACAUUAUAUACUACUGUUAAUAAAAAUAUUCUUGUUAUAAUAAAUUAUACUUCUACGAUCAGCAUAUGUUCAUCAAUCUAUUCAAGGAUAGAAAUAAAGCAUACAAUUUAUUAUUAGUAUCUUGAACACGCACUUUACAUAAUAUUAUUUCAAUCACUUUAAAAUGUUCAAACAAAAUCGACUUAAUCUAUAAUUAUCAUUUAUAAUAUAUUAUUUAAGGUCAUUAAAACACGACACAUUAAUAAUAAGGAAUAGUGUGAAGGCAAUAGAAAAUGUUAACUUCGUGGAAAAGUUACUUAUUAAUAUUUAAAGUGCUAGUGGUGUCUUUAUACUAGCGAUAGUGACUAUUUUAAUAUUAUAUAGAAUUCUUCGAAUUAUUGGUACCUACCAGUAUAUGUAUAAAACGUAGGUGAGUGUAAAAUAAUAACAUUAUGAUGUAUCUAUUCAACAUACUAUACAACAGUUUUUUUUUUUUAUUGAGAUUACUGCGUAACGUUAUAAAUAAUAAUAAUUUCCAUAAAUAGGUAAUAACAAUGAGCAAUAUAUAACUUAUCGUAACGAUGUGCAAUGAUAUUUAAACUUAUAUCGUAACUUAUUUUGUAUAUGUUUAUUACAAAAAUUAAAUAUUAACUGUUAAUUGUUGACUAUUUUAUAUUUAUUAUUUUUUCUAUCACUGCAUCCUAAUAUCAAUACUAUUAGCUAUAUUAUCACGGUUUAUAUAACGUGGUUAAUAUCAUUCUAAAUUUUGAGUGUAGUAGCUUGAAGAAACUAUAAGUUUCCCUAGUUUAUGUAGAAAGCGUUUUUUUCUCGAAAACAUUAAUUUUCAGGAAAUUAAAAAUAUUUCAAAAUGUUCACAAUGGCAUGACCAUUUAGGGUAUAUGUUGGGAUAUAUGGUUUUGGGUAUUCCUUAGAAGACUCGGAUUUUGUAAUUAGUACAGGUAAUUUAAUUGAAAUAUUUUUCCAUAUUCUCGAAAGUUUAUCGAAAAGAUAAUUAAAAAACCGAAAAAAAUUCUUAAUAGCAUACAAAAAUUCAAAAUUUCGAACCCAAGCGAACAAUUUAAUUUAGUGGCGUACGCAGAGGUAGUACUUAAGAAUUAUUUACUUCCCCCUAAAAUCUCUUCCUCCCAAAUUGUUUUUAUUUACCUCCAAGGUUUACCGUAAAUUUUAUAUAUUUUGUGUGAUUUAACUGACUUUUAAAUAUUAGUGACCGAUUGUCCAUUACUACAUCUUUUGCACAAAGCUCUUUCCCUGCAUUACAUCCCUUAAAAAUAUAUCGUAUACGCUGUACAAUAAGUGAUUAAAGGGGUUACCAUUAUACUAAUCAUCCAUAUAUGUAGAUGUAAGUAUAUUACCUCAAGAGGUCCUAGAUAAUUUAGUUAAAUAUUUUAGAAUAUUACAAUUAUUGUAGUCUACGAUUAGUCGUAGACUACAUUCAAGAUUAAAUCUAUAAUUUGUUUUAAUCUAAUAUUUAAAAAUUGUUUAUUGUAAAUAUAAAUAAUUAAAAAAUUGUGGUUUUGUUUUGCAAAACUAUAGUUUGUUAAAUUGUAUGUACCUAUUUUAUUAUUUGGAUUAUAGUAUAUUUAUUAUUAUUAUUAUUAUUAUUUAAAAAUUGCUAUAAUUUUUAAAUUAAGUAUGAAAUCUAAACGACAAAUAUAUAAAUACGCUCCAAAUCCAAUAAGUAAUUGAAAUUAUUUCAUAUUUUAAUAUUAGUAUUAUUUACUAGUUAAGCUAUCGAGGCGAAGGGUGAGCAAGUCCCCAUAUUGGUCUACGAUUAAUCAAAAAUGAAAAUCUUAAUUAAAUUAAAAUCUUGAGCUCGCGCUACUGCGUACUGCUAUUUUGAAACAUUUUUCGUUUGAUUUUUAGAUUCUUUCGGUUACGAAAAAAAAAAAAAAACAACUAUAGAUAUAUAUAUAUUUUUUAUAGAUAUAUUGUUUUCUAAUAUCUGAAGUUUUAACCGAGCUCCAUUCAAAAUCAAUUUUUGUUUGCCAUUUGCAAUAAUUUAUCGUUGCUGUCCGUAUAUAAACUCUGCUAUAUAUAUUUGUAUGUUAAGUGUGUCGUGUCAAAUUAUUGUAAAACGAAAUUGCAUCGCUAUCCUACAAAGAUAUAUUCCUUGGAUAUCUCCGGAGAUAAUAAAGAUAAUCAAAUUAUGUUUUUUUUUUAUGUUACUCACAGAAAUGAUAAAUACAAAUGUUUAUAUAUGAAUUUUUUUUUUUUUAUUAAAAAAAUUAUUUUAUUUUAUCAAAUUCCGAAAAAUUUAAGAUAGCCAUUCUGUAGAGUUUAUUUUCUGAAAAUUUUAAUAUAUCACACAUUUAUAUCCGAUGAAUAGUUUCUAAGUAACAGCCGUUUUAAAUUCUACUAAUCCCUGUGAAAACCUGAUGUUUUCGUGUAACACAGUUAGGUUAUUCUCUAGAUAACAUCGGGUUUUCACAGGGAUUAGUAGAAUUUAAAACGACUGUUAUUUAGAAACUCAUCGGAUAUAAAUGUGUGAUACAUUAAAACUUUCUAAAAAUAUUAAAGUAAAAAGUUUUUUUAAUUUAUAAUUAAUUCAUAUAUAAAUAUUUGAACUCUUCAUUCCUGUGAGUAAUAUAAAAAAACAUAAUUUGAUUAUUUCUAUUAUCUAAAUAUUCAAGGGGUAUAUCUUCAUGGGACAGCCUGUAUUGGCCUUUUGUAGACGGGGUAAAAUUGUUAAAACAUUCUAGCUAUGGAUAGGCUAUUUACAUGUAUUCUAAAAAAUAAAAUGGAGUUUAAUUAACGAUUUUUUUUUUUUUCAUAAGAAAUGUUUUCGAUAAUCGUAAAAACUGGCAUUUCAAAAUAUGUCUUACCCAACUUUGCUCCAAAUCGUUUUUUGUUAGUAAUGAUGUAUCGUUGCCUACAGAUAUAAUUUAUUAAACAAGAAGUUGGCUAUAAUAAUUUUGACCAACGUUUAUAUUGAGAAACGAAUAUAAUCUACCUUAUAUUUUAUUUUGUUUAACAAAUUUGAGUUUUGAUAUUUCUAGUAAUAACUAUAGUACAGAAUCGUAGAAUGCAGUAUUAUGUUUUGGAAAUAUAAUAUUUAAUACCUUUAUUCUGUAUUACACAUAAACACAAUAUAAUUUCAAAUUUCGGUUUUCAAAUACAUACUUAGCAAUAACCCACAUUUUUUUGAAUUCACAUCGUGAAGGGUAUUAUUUUUUUAACAUAUUUUUUGUAUUUAUAAUUUAUACUGUGUAUAUAUUAAACGGAUUCUCUGAAAUUUGUCUCACACUCAAUUAUUUUAUUCAGUAGCGAAUAAAAUUUAUAAAAACGACGGACAUACUUUGCACAAUGAGUAGGCCACUGUUGUAGGUAAAACCAAUAGAUUCCUUACUUCGCUCAGAAUCUAAAAGAAAUAGUAACAAUUCAUAAGUAUAGAGUUUUUUAUAAAAUUAUUUACGUACGGCUUUAUAAACCGACACAAUGGACCGUAACUAAUCCUAUAUGCACGAUAAUAAUACGCGCGGUCGACGUCACAGAGUACGUGGUUAUUUUAUUUUAUAUCAGCCACACAAGCUGCUGUAGUUUUAUAGUCUGUGAAGAGUUUUUUUAUAGUAAUAUUUUGCAUAUAACAUUAAAAUUGGUAUAAAAAUCCGUUCUAUACGUGUAUUAGAUUUUCUGUGAUACAGAAUACACAAAGUUUAAUAUUAACAAUUUUUUCAUAAUUUUUUGUUUCAGUUAAAAUUGAAAAAAUACCUAUAGUUGUCAUACAUAGUUUGAGUGAAACUUGUUAAUUUUCAGUAAUAUAAUGAAUUAAAAAAAAACCUCAUCGGAUUAUAGGGUAAUUAAAAGUGGGUAAAAAUUGUAUUCAUAGGUAUUAUGAGUUUUUAAAAUUGUAAUAUUUUUCGAGUAUUUGUUCCUCAUUAAUAAUUACACUCACGGUGUUUUUUUUAUUGUUUUCUUCCUUGUGUAUAAUAAUAUUACACAUGCGGUUAUUCGAUGCGUAACGCUCUUCCUGGGCAGUUUGUUCACAUUUAUAGUUGACGCCCAUUUCGAUAUAACAGUUGGUAGAUGCAUUAAAAAUUCAAAUAUUCAUAAUACAACUUCGUUGGAUUACGUGUAUCAAUAUUUUGUGUUUGUUUAUGAUUAUUGCUUUACCAUGACAAAGGUUAAUUAAAAAAUAAUUUAAAAAAAAUGUUAUCUACCUUUUUUCAUUAGUGCCUUAUCCGUAAAAUGCUUUGAAAAUUGUUUUUCAUUUUAGUUUGUUUAUAAUAUUUGUUUUUAAUUUCACUAUAUUUCGAGGUAGCUAUUAUAAAUUAGAAUAAUUAUUUUACACGUUUUAUUUUUUAAACUACCCGUGUGAUUAGGGAUGUCUGAUAUUAUUUUAUUUUAAAUUACAUUUUUAAUGUACGCAUAUGCAUUAUAUUCUUAUAUAAAUAAUUAAUGCAAUAUUCAAAUUAUAUUUUUUCUCAUUUAAUCGAUAGAUAGGUAUAGCUUAGAAUAUAUAGAUCAUAUUUAAAAAAAAAUUAUCAUUUAUUUUUUUAAAUUUAAAUUUGAUUCAGUUCAAGGGAUAAAAUAUAAUUUAUCAUAUAAAAAACAAAUCAUGUAUACUUUAUACUUCAUUAUUAUUAUACAUUUUAUAGUCCUACAGGUAUAUCUGAAGUGUGGAAAUAAUUCUUUAAUUAACCAUUACAUUUCAUUAGUAUGCAAAUUAAAAUUGGGUAAAAUAUUGAUUUUAAUUAAAAAUUAUUACGGACUUACUAUUCAACACUCGAUAUGAAAAUUAAAUUUACCUAGUAAUUAAUGUUCUCUGUCUAUAUUUCUAGAGUUGAAUAUUGAAAAAUCAUAAUGUAGUAAAUUAAUUAUUUUAUCAUGUACCAGCGAUUAUUUUUAAGAAAAUUCUGAGUAAUAUUUAGUUUUUAUUUUUCAAACAUUCUAAAGAAUUGUUUAAUGAUUUUAUCUAUAAUAUAUAUUUCCGACAUUUUAUUUGAUUCCUCUAAAUUGUUUCUCUAUAAUAUAUCAUGCUAUAUUAUUAUUAUAUUAUUAUAUUAUGAUGACUAUAGAAUUGUAAGCCCGUAAAAGUCCAUGAAUGUCCACGAAGACCACGAGUCGUAGAAUGUAUGAUAUUUUUUACUAACGUUGAAAUGUUCAUGUUUUUUAUGCCACGAAUUUAAAUUAAAAUCUUAGCUUACCAUUGGCGUUCGUACUUAUAUGUCUCGUCUGCAGACGGCGUGUGACGAGUUAUAUAUAUAGCAGCACAAUCGGUAAAAACAUCUGUUGCAUUUUAACGUCAAUGAAAGGUGUUUAGAGGACAUUAUUUUUUUUUAGCGUAGCUUCGUGUUGUCAUGUAGCUUUUUCCGUUAAUGUAUUCACAGUUAUAAGAUCUUUGAGAAUGUAUAUACUAUAUAUAGGUAUUGUUUGAUGCGUGACAAACGAAUAUGCCGAAGUUGUUAUGAAUGUUAAAAACACCUUCUUGUAAUAUUUAGAGUAGAUUUAAAAGUAGAAUACUGUCUUGAAUUUUUCCAAUGACAGAAAUUCUAUUGAUACUUAUGAUUAUGAAUCAAUACUUAAUAUUUAAUUCGUGUUUAUACUUGUAGAAAUGUAUAAAAAUAUCACAUUCGAUUUGAACAGAAAUAGUGUCUUUUCAGUUUGGUGCACAAGGUAUAUAUUAUUACAUUAUAUUAUAAAUCGAGCAUGAAUAUAUUAAGUGGAUUGAAGUAUUUGUCGAUGUAUUAGAUAUUUAAAGAAUUUUUUCCACACAAUUUUUAGUAAAUUUAAAAUGUAUAGACGUUUUUUCUCAUGGUGAUGAUGGUUACGUGACCUUGAUAAUCUUCAAGUCCUCAUAUUGUUAUUAACGGUCAUUGUGUGUGCGCGACAUUCACUCAUCAGACCAACUCUAUAUAAUAUAAUAAAGAGACGACACUCGAAAUUUGAAGGGCGCGAAUUGCGUACGUACACCACAAUAAUAAUAAUUGGAUCUCUAUUCAAUUUAAUAUCAUCCCACGUCGACUGUAUGCACCGUUCAUAUGCUUUAAUAAUAUCAUCUUUAAAUUGCGUUUUUUUAUUAUUACUAUUAUUAUUCUAAUAAACUUUUAUUAGAGUUACUACAGACCGUAUUUAUAUUAAAAUAUAAUUAAUAUAAUACAAAUCAUUAUAUUGUGUUUAAUAUUACACAAAGAACAAUUUUUAUUAUUAUUUUCAUAUUAGAUUGUUGUCUAUUUUAAUAUUAUAUUCUACCAUUGCUACCUGCAUUAUCAUAAUAUUGAUACAAUCAUUAAUUAUUAUAUAUUUUUACAUCAGAUAAUUUUUUAGGUUUUUAUUAUUUUCUACUAUGCAAUAUUUUUCGUUUGUCAGGGAAUGGGUAACCCUUAAAGGAGCUUUUUUUGUCGAUAAAGUCAAGGACGUUCUGGUGCGAUGUUUGGCUGUCGGGUUGUUGCUGUUUCUUUUCGUCUUUCCAUAGUGUAAUUCAUGGUGUAAUAACUUUAAAAAAACUAAAAAAAAAACAAGGUAGACCUCCAGAAGGUGCAGCAAUACCAAUACAUAUCCCAGACAUUAAUGAAGAACAUUGUAACGAAAAGAGAGAGUGAAAGAAAGAAAAGAGGAACUUAUCACUGCAUAAUUCCCAUAAAAAUGGUGAUCCAAAAGUUUUUCAACUCUUUUCACUAGUUAGUAAUCUAUUAUAAUAUUAUAAAUAUGUAUGUAUAUAUAUUUGUGAUGAUAAUAAUGGAAUAACUAAUGUAGGUACUCGACGUAGGUAUAUAGUGUUAUUAUUAUUGGAUGGUUUAAUAACAGUUGUUUUUACGAACCCUCGAUGGUAUAUUAUUAUAAUAUUGUUAUGUAAAAGUCAAAAGUAAUCAAAAAGCAUUUAGUUGUGUAAACAUAGGAAAUUAGCAUUUCUUUAACUGUAGCACAAUAUUACUAGUUGUAAUCUAUCUAUUUAAAAAUAAAAUAUUUGCUGUUCCAAGUUAUUAUUAUAUCCGUGCAAUAAUUAUUAUGCGCAUACAUUUUGUAACUAAUGUGAAAUUACAUUAUAGAGUUGUAGUAAUAUAAUAUUUUUGGAUCGGGCGUUGAUUUUUAAAAUAUAAAAAGAAACAAAUAUAUUAAUUUCCCGUUUAUUGUAACGAUGAUAUUUAAAUUUAAGAUAAAAAUUUAAUAUUGACUGCGACUGUAUACGCGAGAUGGAAAAAAAAUUACGAUUGCGGUUCAUAUUAAAAUAAUAUUAUAUUUUGUAUUAAUUUUUUUUUUUAAACUCCUCCCCUCUCCGAUCUCCAUAUAUAGUGUACCAACACACUGCUGCCGCUGGACGCCGAUAUUAUACGAGCUCCUAUAAUAACUAUACUUAGCCGCUGCUGCAGUAGUAGGUAUAUGAGACGGGAGUUUAACAAGUUCUGAUAGUAUAGAUAUAUCUAUACGUAUUAUAGGUGGGGCCAGCGCGAUGACUCUCCGAAGGUUACAUCAUGACGACACGUCCCAGGUUAUAAUUACUCACGCUUUACUGUAUUGGUCCACUUUCAAGGUUCCCAAGCGGGAAUGAAAUAGACAAUAUUAUUUGUGCAAACGUGUGUAAAUUAUAUGUACACAAUAUUAUACCGGGGUUUAGAACAACAUUUAAAAUCAACAAAAAAAAGAAUGUUUAAAAACAAUUAAAGCGCAUUUUUUUUUAACUAUCGAAAUAAGGGGAAAAACGCUUUUGAAUUUAUAUUAGCUCUUUAUUUUUGUAAUAAAAACUUCAUUCGCGGAUUUUUAUUGCCACAUACCCUCAGCGAUGAUACCAAUACGAUUACUAGAUAACACAAAUAAGGAAAUAAGACUUAUAAUAACGGAAUAUAAUGGUGAAAUUAUUUAAACAUCAUAGGGAAGGGGAUCUAGGUUUCGUCAGAGGACUUACGUAAUUGUAAAGUAGAAAACAUACAAGAGAAAACUAGUAAAAAGUAUUUUUUUUUUUUAACUUGAAAUAAGUAAAAACGAGCUCUUUUAAAUUUUAUAUUUAAACGGAGAGAGAAAAUACGGUAUAUCGCCUAGUUCAUAUAUUAUAAUAUAAAUAAAGGGGUGUACAUUCUUAAUGCAUUACAAAAAGCGUUUAAAAUCUUUAAAAAUAGAAAAAUGCUAUUUGAAAAAUCAAAAACAAAAAACGCUACAUACACAGCAGUGAAAUGCAAUAUGUUUGAAAAUUUAUUAAAACAAAAAUAAUUCUUAUGUGGAAUAAAUAAAUCUGAUAUUUUUCCAAUGUUCUAAUAAAAUAUUCGUAUAACUAUAAAAAAUCGAAAACGACAAAUAUAGCGACAAGUUUUCAAACUACCACGUAUAACGUGAUUAUCAUUGUUACGCUUCGUGCAUAGUUCGAACGUUGCAGUAUUAAGAAAGUUAUGUCAUACAAUAGAAAGAAAAAAAAAAUGCGCUCGCAACAAAUUCUCAGCCCCAACACAUGGUGUUUGUUUCCACUUGAACACAUCCCCUUGUCGUUGUUUUCGUCGUUGUCGGGUCGACGGUUCUCCGUAUUUAAUAAUAAUUUACGAGGGUAUACUGCAGCUAUAAAUAAAUGUAUAUUGUGUAUACGUAUAAAUAAAAAAAAGCCGACAUACUUUACACCGUGGAUUGUAGGUGGAUUGUUUGGUCCUGUAUUUUGUCCAACCGGCGAACAUAAUAUAUUGUAAACCACCGACAAAUCAUGAUUUAGUUUUUAACCGGCUCAUAAAAGAAAAUGAAAAAAGUAUAAAAACACACGUCACAUAGUAAAACAAAUAGAUCCCUUGCUACUCCCCGAAUUUUGAAUACAAGUAAAGCAGUAUAAUAUUAUACGCUGUGGAACAACGGUGUUGUAAGUAUAUAGUAAUAAUACUAAACUUAUCGUCACAAUGGCAUUGGAAAUGAUUUUGAAUAUUCAACGGUUUAAUAUUAUAGUGUUAUUUUCCUUCAUAAUAUUAUAAAGUAUUUAUUUUCGAUAAUAUUACAAUCGUCUGUGGGCGAUUUGGGACGAAUUUUAAUAUACCUAAUAAAAUAAGUUUAUUUGUCGGCGGAUUGGGAUUCGGCAAUUUAGUUAUAAACCGAUGCGUUUGUUUUCACGUCAAUUGUUUUUGUUUUUUGUUAUUUUGAACAAAAUAAAUAAGAUGUGCUAUUUACACCAUUGUAGGUAGUUAAAAAUAUGAAUUUUAAUUUUCAUCGGAAUUCAAAUUGAUAUUAGUCUUUCGAAUUUUGGUAAAUUAUUACCAAUAGAAGAUAUCGUUUAGGAAAACGUCUUAAUACAAUAUUGACCAAUUGAAUGCAUUGAAUAGUUUUUGGUUAUUUUUCCCGAAUCGUUUUAUAGUUAUAGAAAAUUUAGUCAAAUACAAACAAAUUCUAGAUCGGUAGUACAUGGUUUGAAAUACCGUAGUGUUAACGAUUUUCGUUGAAAUUUAAUCUUCUGUACAGAUAUAAAUUAUAUUACUUUAUGAAUCUCUCAAAUUCUGACCUACAACAAAAGAUGACACAUUCAUCAGCAUACAUUUUUUUUUUCAUAUAUAUGUAUUAUUGGAAUUUUUAGCGAAAAUUGUUCGAUUAGUAUGGCGUGUGCAGUUAGCCUUUUUUUCACUUUAUCUUGACCCAAGUAUAGGCAUGCGUAUGGUGCACAGUCGUCACCACGAGCGGUAUGCAAUGAAUCAAUAUACCUACUGAAUUGCACAAUAUGCGAUGCUAUUUUUCUAUAUUAAUCGCGUGCGAGCGUGCAAUUUUCAUUGACAAUGACGUAUUAUAUUUUCGUCGCCUCGUCUAAUAAUAUUAUUAUUUGACACAAAACAAAAUUAUGACCACGCACAGAAAUGCGAGAUAAAUCUGAAAUGAAAAUGGACAGGUUUAUGGCUGAUGAAAAAUGAUACAGUUUGGUUGAUUAGCAUGGGUAUAUAUUAUUAUACUGCAAUAUUAAAUUUGUCGCACAAUACGCCGAAUUGGAUCGAAAUUCUGAUCAAUCGAUUGUCGAGUGUUUUUGUUGCCACACCCAAUGUUUCAAUUACAUUUACGAUUUUAUUAAAAGCGAAUGUGUGAUUACAUCAGCACUUGUCGUCGUAGAAGAAGACAAUUAAAAAAAAAAACAUUACUUAACGCAAAAGACAGGGCUCAUGAAAUCAUUAUAGGAAAAGAGCAUUAGAGUAAAUUAUUUCACCUGAAUAAAUAAAGAUGUUCCGAAUGUUCCGAUACGUUCCUACGUGACGAAUCCUAACUAAUGUGCAUAGCCCGCUUUAAAAUUAACGUUAUUGAUUUUUUUUGAAUAUUCCGUUUCGCGGUUCAAGGCAGGGCGUUAACUAGUUUGAAAGUUAUGAAGUUACUUUUAUCAUUGACUUUAAAUUUAACCAGUUAAAUAAUUAAACACUUUUCUGUACGUCAUGGUACUAAGGUAAGUUCUUUGUCAAUGAUUGAUAGUACGUUUUCAUUUCAGACCGUUAUUGCCCUUCGGAACCUUAUUAUCAUAUUCGGACUUCUGCCCUCCAACCCAGACUUGUGUACAUCUAUUAAACACGUCUACAGAUAAAGCCGAUAAUAAUGACAAUGAAAUAAUGCAAUUAAAAAAUACAUGUAAUUUUAAAGAAAUAUUAUGUGAGUUUUCUUUAUCAUCUCAAUAACUUUUAUUUAUGUUAGUAACUUUUGUUUUAACAUAGUUGUGUUUUUAUCAACCAACUUUUAAUCUAACAGUUGUUAUUUUUCUUUUAAUUUGUACUUAGGCCAAUAUCGUUUUGUUCACAAAAUACACUCUACACGGAAAUAGUGAUACUGUUCAGUAGAAUCAACCAAAUUAAUUUUUUUUUAAUUAAUAGAGAGAAACAUUCUACAGACCGCAUUGAAUUUCGGUUUUCAAUAUUUUAUUCUCAAAACUGAUAAUGAGUCUUUUAGAGAAAGUAAAUUUUAACCUUUUUUUUUCAUUAUUUGAAAUCGGGAUUAAAAUAUCGAGAGUUGAAUGUGGCCUUUAUAAUUUUGUUUAUCUGCAAUAAAAAAAUUGUUUUUUAUGAAAAUAUUAAAUUGACAAUGAGUUAUCAGUAAAUCCGUGGAGUCAUUUUCAUCACUAAAAACGGCCCUGUCCCUUCCCCUAAAUGAGUAUCGGGAAGUAGAUCAGUUUUAAAAUAUUAUCUUUAAGGUAGUAAUUGAAAUGCUAAAAAUAAUUUAAAAUGUUUCAAAAUUGGAGAAAAUUUGAAAAACUGGUACCGUGCUCAUUAACUUAAAUUUAUUUAGUUAUUAUUUUUUUUUUUUUUUUUAGUAUUUUUAUUUUAACUUAUUAGAAAAUUCUACUGACAGAUUCGGACAUUUUUGAUUCAACGUUUUGUGUGUCGCGAGCAAAAAUAUAACUACAUUAAGUAUAACAAUAAUAUAUCAAAAAGUUGCGUGAGUGUGUAAACGUUUUUAUAUUUUUAGUAAAUUGACAUCAUGGUUUCUACAAUUCUACCCAAGAUAUAUUUACCCAGACACGGAUUGUUUUCUUUCCCUUUAGGUAUAUGUUUUAUACUUACAGAGUUAUUUGUGGAAUGUACGUUGUAUAUCUUACAAUUUAAUAAUCAUCGCAUUAGUUUUUUUUUUAAAAACACAGAACUUGUGUGAGAAAAAAGUUUUAUCUCAAAAUGAGUUAUAAUAUAUGAUUGAGCGUAAAUAAAACAGCCUACGGUAGAAAUUAAAGAACACGAAUUUUUAAUAUAUAUAUACAUCUUAUAUAUAUAAAAUAUUAGACAAUGAUAAAUAUCCAUAUUAGUUGAUAAAAAUUGUGUGAAAAAAUGCUGCUUUUUAUAUUUUAAUAUAUUGUUAUAAGUAUAUCUACCGUCUCAUUAAUUAAAAAUUCAUUUACGCUAUACCCUAUAGAUAAUAUUGUUGUAUAAUAAUAUAAUAAGGAAAAAAAGUAACAUUACUAUAUUGUAAUUACUACUCAUAACUUAAUAAUUAAUAACUUAAUUGUUCAUGUUUUUUCUACGAGUAUAACUACUUAGUAGGUUACUAAAUUAAGAUUUUUCUUCAAGUAAACUUGUCACUUUACUAUAUGUUACUAAACAAAUAAAGAAUUAUUUUCUCCUUUUUUUUUCGCAUACUUUUUCCUAUUAAUCCAACUAUAAAACCUAAUGAGCAAUUCAUUUCGCAUUUUAAAGAAAUUAAAAAUGCUUUAAUUUCUAUUUUGUAUUAUAAUAUUAAUAUUUUAUAUACUUAUAUUUUUGGGUAUUGCUGGAAUAUUUAUAUUUUCUUCCAAUUUAAUACAUAUUUUAUCGACUUUGUUUUAAAUUUGUGUCAUUUUAUUAACAUAUUAUCAUGUAAACCGUGUACAAAAUGUAUACUUCCUAUCUACGUUAUUUUGUUUUAUUCAUUGACAUAAUAAAUCAUCAUCAGUAUAAUAAGCUUUUAUUUGAAAUUAUUGAUUUUAGGCUUUUUUUUAUGAUAUAAAUAAAAAACAAAAAGAGCUGAUACUUGGGAACGGGUGUGCCACUAUUUUAGGUGGGACGUCGAGAAUAUAGGAUACAUAAAGUUAAUUAAUUUACACCUGUAAGUAACAAUAAUCCACUGCUAAUGAAAAACGAUUCCGAGCGAACUUCGGUUAUACAUUGUUUUAAAAAGUCAUAAUAUUUACGAUUUUCGUCAGUUUGAUAUUAACAUUUUUUAUAAAAAAAUAAUAUUAUACACUAUUUUUGUUUACCACAAGUGGGAUUUAUAAUGAACCUCCUUUCAAAUUUUUAAGUAUUUCUAAUUAAUGUAACAAUUUUAUUUACAGAGUAUCUAAUGAGUAAAAAAUACGUAAAACAUUCGCAAAAUUAAAAUGCCUAUCAAUAGUUCUGAAAUAACUUACAAUUUUUGAAAAUUCUACCACACCCAGAAUAUACACCCAGCAAAUAUAAUUUUUCUAUCAAAAUUUUAACUCUUGACAAAUAUUUUUAACUGAAUUGCAAUAAAAAAAAAAAAAAACAAAAAAUAAUAAGAGCAUAAUUAUGGUAAAUUGCCCUGUUCUUUCUACGUUGUUUUUAGGUUUUGCUCAAUUAUUAAAAAAAAAACUACUUAGAAAAUUAAUAAACUUUUUUCUUUGUGAGCAUUUUGAUUUAAGUUUCAACAAAAAAGGUCACUUGGCUUUUUUUAAUAAAAGCAAUAUUUCUGGUAGAAAACAUAGUUUGUAAAAAUUAAAAACAAUGCAAUCUGUAACGCCGUGGCGCGUCGUGAAGAAAUAGAGUAUUGACCACGCCUUAAUGGAUGAUUUUUGCUAUAUUUUCAUUUUUUAUUCAAAUAUGUGUGUUGUAAUUUAAUUUAACUUUAAUAAUUUAAUCUUUUAUAACAUAUUAAGUUAUGAAUAUAGUAUAAUAUAUAUAUAGGUAUAAAUAUGUUUAUUGUUUGAGAUGUUUUAUAUAUUGUGUAGUUGAGAGGGAAUUUCAGCCACUCAGAGAAAUGGAACAAAAUACAUAACGGCGAACUAUAUCUUCUGCGUGAUCUCUUUCAAGGGUCAGAUAAAAAAAUUAAAGAGAUGUUAAAGGAACGUCUGGUGUGGGCAGAACAUUUUAUGUGUUCAGGAAAAAUGAAGAGGAAUUUAUUUAAGAAUAUUUGUAUGGUUUCGAUGAACGGAAAACCUGAAUUGGAAAGAAAAAAAAUUCAAUUUUUUCAUUAAUUUAAUACACUGAAUGCGAUUUGUACAAAAUUGCAAUUAAUUUAAUUAAGUAUUAACAUAAUAUUCAUCAUAUAUAAUUAUUAAAUCACAGUUUAUCUAAAUCGUAUUUAUAAAAUAAUCUAACGUGACUUGCGAGUUAUCGUAAUUUUUUUUACCUAACGAAUUGAUAUUGAUUCAUGUUAAUAAUUAUUACAAACUAGGUAUUGGAGAUAAUCUUAGUGAUAAUUCUUAGGCUGUUGUAAGUAAAAUGGUUUUGUGAGUACCUACUUAUUAUAAUAUAUGAUUAUGCUCACUUAUCGACCAAAGAUUGAAAUUGCUACCGGAUUUAUUCUGGUCGAAUACUUUUUAACGUAUCUAUACAUUAUUGAAACACGCGAGAAAUAAUGAUAUUUCUUCAUAUUAAAAAAAUAAUUUUAUUCGGUUUAUUUUUAAAACUUGAAUGUGUGAUAGUUGGUAUGUAGGUAUACUCUCGUAUCUAUGUAAAAUCUGUUUAUCAGUCUGUAAACUACAGGUUGAUAAACGAUAAAAUAUAACAUUUGCAGCCAAAUUUUGGUCUAAGUAUAUAUUACUAUAGUAAAGUUAUAAGUUUAGAGAAAAAUUUUCUACUCAAAAUUUUGGAUUUUUUUUGAAAUAAAUGUAUUAUUUAUUUGGUUUUAAGCGCACGUCGUAAUUAUGUUAUAUCAUCCAUAAUAUUUCCGUAUAUUUUGCAUCUGCACUUAUAUUGUCAUCGAUCAUCAUCGAUAUUAUACAUACUCCCUUGUUGCUGCAACUUCUGAAAAUUACAUAUUCUUGUUUACACUUUAGAAUAAUAUUAAAUCGAGAAAAAAAUGUUGGCGAAUUGUUGUCUUCGCAUAGUUGUAUUGUAAUAUAUUUAAUUACUUUACUGAACUUACUAAAUAUAUCAUACAUCAUUGUCUAUUUUAAUUUUAUAAAUUAACAUUAUCCGAGUUCGUAUAAGUUAUUUAAAUGUAAUUCGAAAAUUUAUAAUAUUUUCAAGUUUGUAUGUGUUGCCUAUCACGUGAGAAAUUUUUACAAAAAAAUAUGUCGAAUAUUUAUUUGUUCACAAAACCUCGCGUAAUCCACGACAAAUUUGAUACGGACUAUACAAUUACGGUGUGAGCCAAUAAUAAUAUUAUGAAUUAUAAUGGAAACGUCUUCUUGAAAAUGACCUUGUCUUUACAAUGCUAUACAAUAUUAUAUUAUAAUCUUACGAUCGAUUGUUCGAUUUUCUGUGACAAAAAAUGUAUCGUUAAAAAUGAAUUUAAAAAAAAUCUUCCGCCCGAAGGUGAUAUUUUUUUUUUAUCGUACCAAUAUUAUAUUUCGACACGUAUUAUAUUUUUAUAAUAUUAUUCAAGUUUAAUUUCAUGAAAAAAAAAAGCUUAUACUUAGGGAACAAAAAUUAUAUCGAAAAUUACUAGUUUUCACCACGCAUGUUAUUAAAAAUAAAACUAUACCAGGGAAAUACAAAAAUUCACUAACUAUAAAUCGAUGCUACAAAAAAGUUCCUGGAAAAUUUUUGAUUGGAAGAAGAUUUCUAUUAGAAAAGUUAUUUACUAUUUACACACACACACACAAACCAUGGUUAAACCUGCACUGAUGAGUUCCUCUUGCAGAAUCAUCAAAUACGUGUCGAUCGUGCAAUCAAAAUGAAUAAACGAUCACGAACAUUCGUUUAAAAAUAUUGUGUGUAAGCUCAGUCGAAAUAUAAUAGUAUCCGUUCCGCAAUGUGCUCAAAAACAAAAUAAUAAUGGUCACGGAAACAGCGCGGAAUGAAUAAAUUUAAACGAACGGGGCGAAAAAAGGCGCGUGUAAAUUUGGCGGUGUGUAGCCGCCUAAUACGGUAAAGUGUCAAGAUUUACGAUCGAAACGUAUACAUAAAACAUAAAUCAUAUUGGAUUUUUGCGAUUUCAAAAUAACAUAUUAAAUGCUAAAACUAUAUAGGAAUAAUAUAAAUUAAUAUCUCUGUGUACAGCGAAUCAGAAACGGGUAAAUACAGACGUAUCUAUACUUACGCGCGCGCGCGCUCGCGCUCGUUAAAACAAAACGAUUCAUAAUGAUAAUUUACAAUUAGUAAUCGUUUUUACACCGAAACGCGAUCACGAUUUCCGAGCGUUACUAACGAAGCAUAAUACUAUAUAAGUAUUAUAUUAUAUACACAGUGACUUCGUGAAUCAGACAUUACCCGUAUAUGAAGAUUUCGAGUGAAUUCCACUUUUGUCCGUAGCAUCAUCUAUACAUUGCAUAUAUGUACAUUAAAAAAAAAAAAAUAAUAAUAAUAAUAAAAACUGCCAUUUGUUAAUUUUUUCAGAUGCGCUAGUUUUAGUCUAACAAUAAUAAUUGAAUAGUAUUCUGAUAUUUACGCGAUCUCAUAUUCUACGUUAUUAUGUUCCUAAAUACAUCUGGUGAUGAUGACGCCCGAUGGAUGGCAUCAGUGUAAACGUAUAAUAUUCUUUUUUAAAUCAGAAAUUUCCAAUGAUAUCACUAUAAUGGCUUUAUCACUCGUCUGGUUCAAAGUAUAUGCUCGAGGUGGUGUGAUGGAUUUCUUACAUAUUUUUUUUUUUUUUGCGCUGAUAACAUGCGUGUAUUAUUAUUGCUGUUUUAUAUUUGAUAACGUCUGUAGCAGUUCUUCCGCAAACACUGAUAAUGAUAUUCUUUUAAUUACUAAUUCCACCAAAAAAAAAAAAAAAAACUCCUGUAAGCAGUAUAACUUCGUUACUAGAAUCGAAUUUCCUCUCCCCUUACUAUUUUGCUUUUCAUAAAUAUCCUUUUUAAAACAACAAAGAACUAUACAAAUACUACAAUAUAAAACAAUACUACUAUACGAAUAUAACAUUGUACUAUUAUACUAUACUUAUAUAAAAAAACAAAAUAGUGAAAUUUGAGCAUACAAAUAGUAGGGGUGGGCUUUGAAAGUUUCUAUGAGGAACAUAUAUGCACAUAAACAAAAUUGCAUUCUCCUAUCUUUAUUUGAGGGGUUUGCAGGGGUGUUCAAUGCCUAAAAAACCCUUUUCUCGUAACAAAAUACUGAAAUUUGUAUUAAAAUUUAACCCAACUUUUAUCACUUCAAUAAAACAACUCUAGCUAAUUAUCGAGCUUAAAAUCAUUUGGUUCAAAGAGAACCAUUAGAAGUUUCCAAAAAUAUAUAACAUUAUAACGGAUAUAAUAGAUUACAAUAUGUCCGUUAUAAUGACUGCCUCUAUUUUUUUGAAAAAUCCGACACAAAUUUAAGGACAUAUUAUAUUAUAUUGUUGGGAAUCGGAAAAUAGCACUAAAAACCGUGCGGCUGGACCGAAAAUGCUCUACCACUCAGCUACCACAUACCUGACCUUUAAUACUGUUUCUGACUCUAUUAACUUAUCAUUAACAAUAUGAAUUAUAUGUUUACAUUUUAGAAUUUGGUACAACGACAAGAUAAUUAUUAAAACGUGUUGAAUAAUGCAAUUAAGAAUUUUAUUUUUAGUAUAUUUUUGGUUACUGCAAUAGUAACAGCGGAUUAAUAAUAUUUUAUUAUGUAUACGUUAAACAACGCAGCAAAUACGAAUUAAAAUUUUAGUUCUAGAUAUUCAUUCAUUGUUCAUUGUAGACGUCGAUCGAUUCUCUUUGUGUACGUAUAGGUAAUAGGUAUACAUUCAAGUACACCACUAAAAUAUAACAAAACAUGACGUAUGCAAAUUCAAUUAUGUCACAAUUAAGCAAUCAUAUAUACGAUGAGAACCCUUUAAUAUUGUAUAUGCAUAUUAGUUGAGUUGUAUUAUUUAGUCGGCGGUGUGGUGGAAUUUUAAAGACUCCACCGGAAGUGUUAAAUUGAACACUGGUCGUUUUCGUUUUUAAACCGUCACUUAAAACACACGGGCUAAAAUUAUUUCCCUUGUUGCACAUUGCCAGUUGUUCAAUUAAUAAUAAUAAUAUGUGCUCGCAUCUGCUCCUAUUAACAAUAUCCGUUCAGGUGGACAAAUUCAUAAUUUUGACUGCAUUCUAUAUUAUAGAGUCUAUAAUGUAUUAACUAUACCUGUACACGUCGCAUUUCAUUUUUAACUUGCGAUGCAAUUCGAUUUAGCUGUAGGCAAUUGGAUUACUUAUGUAAUAUUAUAUUAUUUAUGAAUUCCGAAGACGUAUGCAGGUGAUCGAUUGUCGACAUUCGGUAAUAUAUUAUUAUAUUUUAUUAUUAAUACGAAAAUAUGCUCGCGAGUUUCCACUCUCGAAAUUUCUCGCGAGGGACGGUGAUUCAAGUUAAAAGCAUGUAUUUUUAUUGCUAUUUACAUAUUAUAUUAACGAAAACCAGUAUUACCUACUAGAUGAAAACAAAAAUUCUUCAGUUUAGGUACCUGCAGCUCUGUUCGUUUCCACAAAAAAUGUAAAAAAAACCCUCGUUGGCCGAGCUUAUUUGAGUUGAAUUUGAUCCCCCAUCUUUCUGUAUUAUACCUUGAUCAACAUAACGCAAAACACUUAUUAUAUCGGAAAGAAUUUUUAAGACAUUUAAGAAAUACGUAUUUAUAAAUGUUACAUCAAUUUUCUUUCCAUUUCUCUUAUUUAGGGGAGUAAACCACUACUCAAUUUUGAUUUUCAAACUAAAUAAUAAAUUAAUAGAUAGCGUAUUGUUUUAAUCAAUUUUGGUGUUAAAAUGUUUAAUUUCUAACAUUCCUUUUAGAUAUUCCACUUUUUGUGUUUUUUGUGUUUCCACUUUUUUCUUGUCGGCCAAAACUUUGGGGAUUUAUGGGGUAUCUGUAAAGGUGUUCAGAGCUAAAAAACUCAUACUGUAACAAUAUGGUGAACCUCAACCCAACUUGUAUCUUUAUAAUAAAACAACCUUUAUUUAUGAAUUUGAAUUCAUCUGAUUUAAAGUGCCUAAAAGUAACGGGGAACAGAUAAAUAUGUUACAUACUCGCAGAUAUAGUCUCGAUUUUCGUAAAAAUUCGACUAAAAAAAAACACAUUUUCAUUUUCACUAAAAUUAAUUUUUUACCAGGACGAAACUUCUGUUUUUAUAUCGAUCCCCGGAUUUACUGUAUAGCAUCAUCAUACGAUUCGUCUAAUACUAAUUAUAUUAAAAAAAAAAAAAAAAGAAACAAUAAACUAUAGUAACUUUAUACCUAACAGUAAAUAAAAAAUAGUUAUUUGUAUUGCAGAUACAUUAAUAUUGAAAAAUUUAUAGUAACUACUAUACUAUAAUAUGUCAAUUAGCGUUUAAUCUACACCAUAUUGAGUAGUAUCAAACGGAAAUUAAACUUAUCGGAUAAAAAUGGUAUUAAUUUUGAUGAAAUUGAAAAAAAUCUAACACUUUUUAAAAAAAUUUUAUUUAACGGAAACGAAAACAAAUUCUAGAAAUUAAUAUGUAGUGUUCAAACGAUUUUUACCUCGAAUAUGGUUACGAAAAUAUUUUAAAAAUGUUAAAUUUAGAAACUUUAAAAAUGCCUAGUAAUAUUUCAUACACCUUUCUCUCCAAAUUGCUAAAUAACGAGAUCGAUGAUUCAUUUUUAUCAAGUCAAUUAAAUUUCAAAGUUAAUAACCAAUAUACUCGCAACAAUCAUUUAUUUUAUAUUCCUCAUUCUUCUAGAAAAUAUAAAAAGUAUACUUUAAACGACACAAUUAAUAUUUUAAUUUUUUUUGGAAAUAGUCAAGUAUUUUAAUAAACAUUGUAGGUAUUAUUAUUAUGAUUAUUUUAAGUAUUAUUUGAUUUAUCUUUUAUUAUCGCCAACGAGGACCCCUCUUUCUUAUAUAAAAAAAAUGUCAGCCUAAAUCUAAUUAGAUCUAGUUGGUGUGUUAUUUAGGAGGAUAUUUUUAAUUUUCUAGUGGUUUUCAUAAUGCACUAAAAACCCUCUUUAAAUUCAAGCUGUUGUCAAGAAAAACAAAAGAACAUCUGUAUGAGUUUAUCAUCAUACAUAAGUUACAUCCGCCCUAUAUUGACAUAUGCGUGUGCUACAUGGGCAACGACGAGAGGUGAUGAUGAAAAAUUACGUCUUUUUGAGAGAAAAGUACUAAAAAAAUGUACGGUUCCAUAUUCAAUAACACCGAACAGUAAUGGAAAAUAAGCACUAACGCCCAACUAUACCAGCUUUACAAAAGAGAAGAUGUGGUGCAUUUCAUUAGAAGGAUAAGGAUAGAAUGGGCAAACCAUGUGUAGCGGGCCGAUGGAAGUAUGUUGGAAGGAGUAUUGACAUAUAUGGUGAAGGAAAAGAGACCAUGGGGAAGACCGUGAAAAGAUGGAAGGGUUGCAUCAAAGAAUUAUAAGAAAAAAUUAGAGUCGACUGAAAGCUGGCAUAUGAUAGAAAGCAAUAGAAGAAAGUAGUUAUGACGGCUAAGAGUCUAAAUAACUCGUAAGUCUUAAAAAAGGGAGUUUUUAUAAUUUAAUUGGGAAAAACAUACAGGGAAAACAGGCAUAUUUACAACAUUGAAAAUUUCAUUAUUUUAGAUUUUAUUUUCCUCUUAAUUACAGGAGUAUCAUCUUAUAAAAAAGAAAUUUGGUGUGUAAGAAUGAAAAUUUUUUAAUAUUCUGUGUAGUUUUCUUAAUAAUUGGGAAAAUGGGAAAGUUUCCAGCAUUAAGGCAUUAACUGUUUAAUUAUUUUUGAUUUUGUUUUUUAGGAUAUGAUUUGGUUAAAAAUAAUUAUAAAGAUCUGAAAUAUCAUGGAAUAUUUAUAGUUUAUAUAGACAUAAUUAUAAAUCGGUAUAUCGUAAUGGUAUACAAUUUAUUGAAAAUAAUUUGUUCGGGUAUUUAAAUAGCAUUGAAUGUAUAUACAUUGUACCUUGCAUUAUUAAUCCAAUAAUUAUGCGCGUUUAAUAUUUGCAAACACACCUACCUUUAAUUUAAUAUUAUACAAGAAGUUAGUGUUAAUAACCUUAUUGUUGUUUAUGCAGGUAAAUUUAAAUAUGUACCAUGUAUCAUAAAAUAAUAUUCACACAAAGAAUAUUGGUGUUGUACUAGAGUAUUAUUUUGAAGAAUAGUGGGAGGGGGGAUCAACAUUUUAUUUAAAAAGAAAUACGUAAUAUAUAAUAAUAUUAUAACAAUUUAAUUUAAAAAAAAAUCCAAAAAAUCUAUUUAAAUAGUGCUCGAAAAAACUUAAUUACCUCAGAUUCCUGAAGCUAAAUUUUCUUCCUUGUAUAUAUCAGUGUGAAAAUAACUCGAAAGGAAUUCUCACUGUGGAAUCACUCGGUUAUUAUUCUUCACAUAAAAAAUAUUAAUUUAACUUUUUUUUUUUAAUCCAAAACUGUACCUAUAAAAAUAGAUGCAGUAUUUUAAUAGAUUUAAUUGAUCUACUACAAUAAAAAAGAAUGUCAUCUUUAAUAAGAAAACAAUUAUAUGGUGGUUAUAUAAAUUUUACUCUAUUGGACGAUGUUGAAGAAGUUCAUUUAAAAUUUAAUCAUUAAAAAAAUUAAUUAUUUCCCUUGUUUAUUUGUUCGUAUAAAAAAUAACUAUAAGACCUAAAGAUAAAACUAAUUCUAGCUAAAUGGCUGAAAAUUAGACAAGAAAAAUAGAAUAAACGAAAUUAGUGACAUAAUUGCCAUCAAAACUCUGUGGCAUUACAUUCUUAUCAAUAUUUAAAAGUUAAAUGUUUUUAUUACUAUUUUCCUUUUUAAAAACUAUGUAAAAAUAAUGAUUGGGUUAAUCUACUAUUAUGCCUAUAAUUUAUAAAGGUGCUCUAAAAAAUUUGAGUAUAUUACAAUUUAUUAUGAAUAUAGUCUCUAUCAGUUUUUCGUUCCGGUUAUUGAAACUACAUUCAUCGUAGAGUCUAUUAUAUUAUAGAAUAUGUUGUAUUAAAACUUAUAUGAUAAUUAUAAUAUUGAUAAUAACUUCUAUGACUUAUAAGUUGUAAUGUAUAAGUUAUUUAUAUUUUUUUUCCAGAUCUUCGCUGCACAAUCUCAAGUCAAGUCCCGUAUACAUUGCAAGCGUUUUGGGGCGUUUCCAUCCGAGAACUUCAUCAUUUCCUGUGGAAGGCCUGGAGUUCGUUUCAGACAGCCGUCAACGAUGACUCGUUACUCCGUGGUCAUUAUCAACACCGCGGACUUACAUUACAGUAUCCUUUGAUUUAUAAAUAAAAAUAUAUGUAUUAGGGUGCAAGUUAAUUAUACAGAAAGAUAAUUAUUUGUCAAAUUUUGAAGAGCGCCUGCGGGAAAUUUGUUCCAAUACAUCUAUUAUUAGAGUCUGUAAAGUUUGAGCUCGAUCAAACAUAGUUAACACGUGGCGACUUAAUCUUAAAGUUUUAUGAAAAAACGUAAAAUAUCACGGUUUUUUGCAUAACUACUUAAAAUUUUGUAUCUUUACAUUUGUUCAUAGAAUUAAUCCUUAAACGUGAAAUAAAACAAAUACGUUGGAAGUUCAUGUUUUAUGAAAAAGUUAUUUUGGAAAUAUACUUUAUAUUUUAUUGAUAGGUACAUGAUUAAAUAUUUUCAAAUAAAAUAUAAACAUGCAAUUUAGAUUUAUACUUAUCAAACUACUGUUCAAUAAUCGUUAAAUGAUUUCUUCGUGACUUCCAAUGUAGCAUUUUUGGGAUAUUUUUUACGGUAAUCUUGAACGAUCUAUAAUAAAAAAAAUAAUUACCUACCUUUGCUUUUGUUUACAUAUUACUUAUCUAGAAAAUGGUUUUAAUAUUUACCUUUAAUAAAAACUAUUUUUGGGUUUCAUCUUUUGUAAUUUUAUCAUUAAACUCUUCCAUCAAUUUUAUUUUUCUUUAAGCAGAGUCGUUUACGAUUUUUAAGUUUCUUAUGACAGAAUCCCCUUUCUUAAAUGAUUCUAUCUUAUUUCAUGUUUUAGGAUGUAAUUUUUAAAAUUCUGUUGAAAUUUUAAAUUUUUCGAAAAACUUUAUUGAUUUAUUACCAAUAAGCUUAACUAAAAUGUUAUUAUCCUCGUCUUCUAAAAACUAUUACAAAUUCUCUUUUUUUAAUAUUAAUUUUUUUGAUGUAUCAUCUUCGUGUUGCGAAUCUCCGUCUUGAAUUACUUAAUUCAAUAUUUUUUUGAUUUCAUUAUUUACUCUUUCAUCAAAUAAUGAAAAUAUAACCGUCUCUUCAUUUAAAUAAUAUAAAUGAUUAAUUAUUUUACAAAUGGCUAUAUCAGAAAUAUUUUUAUUGAUUGUUCUAUAAUGGUAUAAUUUUCUCAACAAUUUUAAUAUUGUUUAAUGAAGCUUCGUGGGCUUUUUGCGAAGAAAACCAAUACUUAAAGUAACAUUUUACAAAAAAUAAAAUAAAUUAAAAUAGAGAUUUCUCUUCUUCAUUUUUCAAAUGAAACUCUCGAUGAAAUAAAUAUAUUUUAAUUGAAUAAAUCGCUUUAGCUUUACCUUACCAAGUGAUAUGCUCCAGGUUUUUUGAAUUGUAUUUCAUUAGGAGGAAUACCAUCCAAAAUAAUUAUGAUAAGCUCUAAGAACUCUUUAUAAUCGUCCCUCAGUAAUGUGGUCAAUAUUGUACUAUUUGCAAAAUCUAGUAUUGCAGUAAUGCAAGUAUUGUAAUUAUCUCCUAAUAGAUUAAUAAUUUCUUUGUCGAUGUUUCCUGGUAAAUAGUUAUUAUAGUUUAUUUCAGCCCAUUUUACUUUAAACCGUUUAAAUAAUGGUAUAUCCGGCCCAGAAAUCAAUAUAAUAUUACACUUUGUAAAAACUGCUGCUAAAACUAUUUCACAAAUAUGAUAUCUACAUCCAAAAUACAAAAUUUCUCGUCCUAUUUUGCGUCCGAGCAAAACGCACGCGCCAUUCAGUCUUCCAGUACUUGACGUAGUUGUGUCAAACACAAAUGCUUGUACUUUAUCUGUUAAUAACCAAUUAUCUAUUGUAGCAUAUAAUGCGGACGAUAUUUCAAUUCCAGUACCUGCAUACAAUUCUGGAUUACCUAAUAAUUGUUUUACACUUUUACCUGUGCCUCUAUGACCGCUAAUCUAUCAACUAGUUUUCCAGUUACAUUUUCUAAUAAUUUGGGAUCCCGAUGAAUGACUAUCGACUCAAUAUUUUAACUGUUAAACGAUUCUCUUACUUGCUUGUUAUAUGAUUUGCGAAAAAUGACUCUUGAAUUUCGAAUUGAGGUUCUAUUAAUAACAUAAUCAGAUGGAUUUAACAAAACCGCUUCCAAAAAUGAUAUAAAUAAAUGUAUUUACAGUAUUUCACUUAUUUUUCACUUAUCAAUUGCUGCUAAUAACCUUGGUGUUAAUAUUUCCUUCCGUUAUCUCUUACAUUUUAAUAAGUCGAUAAUCUCUUCUUGUACACUAGUAGUUGAUUGAUUAAACAUCUCUUCUUCCGACUCAGUACUUGAAUCUUCGGAAAAUAAAAAAUCUAAACAGACAUCUGCUGAUGUAGACGGAGUGUUUAUCAUUUUUCUCGGUUUUUCUCAUAAUUUUCUCGUCUUGUUUGCCUUCUUCGAUAUUCGUUAAUUUUUUAUCAAUUCCAAGCAUAGAUUCUACUCAACCUUUUUCUCUUUGCUUGAGUAAAAACUGUCUGUUUUCUUCAAUAUUUAUAAUAUUCAAAGCGUUUUGAUGGGUAGUAUCAAAAAAAAAUCAUUUAAAUAACCAUACAACUCUAACUUUCUUUGUUUGAGUUUUGAAAAACUUUUGUUUUUUAAUAGUUGUCGCCAAUUAUUAUAAAUACUUUUUAAUUUAUCUUUUCAUUUGUGAGUAUCUCUAAUAGGAAUUCUUGCCUUCUUCCAAAAAACUAUACACUCAUCAACAACAAGAAGGGCGCUAUUAUUCAAAUUUAAUUUAGAGAUCCUCAUAUUAAAAAAUAAAACUCGUAAACAGUCACCAAUUGACGGUAAUUUCGAACCAGUUAUUUGAUGUUUCAUAUUACCAAGAAGAAAAAUUUGUUCACGAUUAGGCAUUUUUAAAAAUAUACGUGGAUGAUAUGGUAUAUAUUAAAUAUGUAAAUAAAUGCAGUUUUCAAGAAAAGAAAAAACACUAAUACUAUAAUACUAUAUAACAACACUAUAACUUAAUAUUCUCGAUAGACGUACGUUUACGAACUAAAUAAAAUGAUACUAGGUACUCUAUCGUUUUUAAUUUGCUUAUAAUUCAAAUAUAAAAUAACCCAUCUAUUAUCAUUGUUUAGGUAUAUAAAGAUUAAAUUUAGAUUUAAAACUGAUUAUUAUAUUAUUAUUUAAUAUUUUUAUGAGAAGUUGCUUAUCACACAUAUUAAACGUAAACGUAUAAAUUAGAUAUUACUAGGUCUUUUUAUAACAUAUUUUAUUAUUUUCAUUGGUAAGGGUGAACUAUACAAUGAAAUGUAAGGAUACAUUUUUUUUAGAAAUUAAUUUUAACUACAAUAAUGAUUCUAUACAAUGUUUUGUAAAAUACAAUUUUAAGUAGUUAUGCGACAAACCGUGACAUUUAACAUUUUUUAGUCAAACUUUGACUUUAAGUCACCACGUAUUAACUAUGUUCGAUUAACCUCAAACUGUUCAGACACUAUUUUUAGAUGCAUUGGAACAAAUCGCUCUUCAAAAUUAAUAACCUCAAAAAUAAGUGACACCCUAAUAAGUAUACAUAAUACGAUAAAAUAUAUUAAGUUUGGUCAGGAGGCAACGAUGAUAAGUUUUAUUAUAAAUAUAUAUGUUGAAAAAAUAAAAAUCCGUUUGAUUUCCUUAAUUUACAUCAACCUUUAGCGAAACAAGUCACACCGAAAAAACCGUACAGAUGUUUAUGCCGGAAGGAAAAUUGGAUUUGGGCACGCCACCGCGACAUUGCUACCCGUUGGUCAUAUUCCUGAUCCGCGACACACCCGAAAACUCCACUAUGCACCCGGACGAGACGGUAAAACUUGUUAAAGUUAUUUUUGUUAUUGUUUUCCGUAAAACAAAAUAAUCCCAUGUAUGUUACAAUUGUGACAACCGGUGGCCUAAUUAGGAUGGGUAGGGAGAUAUCCUCUCUUUAUCCCAGUUUUUCACAUUUGCUUGGAAAACUCCUGAUAAAAUCGAAAAAUAAUCUAUUUAAAGUACCUCCCCAUAGAAAUUUUGUUUUAGAAACAUUGCUAUCAUUAUAAGUUGGAGCAAAAUUUAUGCUGGUAGAAAAGUUAUACACAGGAAAAAAUAUUGUAAUAUUUUAGUAAUAUUUUUCGUACAUAUUCUCCUUUUUUAAGUUUUUCAAAUUUGAUGAGAACUUUUGAGAAAAUCGAAAAAUCACCUCUCUUAAGUACCUCCACACACUGAUUUCCUUUCAGAAAAGGUGCUAAAUUUAGAAAUCCGAGCAAGUCUUCUGGUAGAAAAGUUGUUUGCAAUAAAAAAAUAAAAAUAAAAAUAAAAUAAACAUCUUUGUAAAAUUUAAUUUUAGAAAAGUGUUUAAAAUGCCUAAAUCAUAUAUAUCGGAGUAAGCUUUCUCAGAAAGUAUUCUCAUAAAAAAAAAAUCGUAAUAUUUUAAUGUUAUGUAUCUUAAAUUUUCCCGAUUUUUUACAUUUGAUGAGAAAAUCGAAAAUUUACCUUUCCGAUCAGAUUUCUUUUAGAAAAAGUGCUAUUAUUGUAAAUCUGAGCAAAAUUGCUUGUAGAAAAGUUGUUCACAGGAAAAAUGGCCGAAAUGUUUUUCAACUAAUACAUGUACAUUUCAUACAUUUUACCCUCUUAAUCCAACUUGGGUGGGUUGGUAGGUGUUAUCCUCAAACAGGAUUUACCCUAGUGGUUUAAAAAAAGGUUCAGCGCCACUGUGCACACAAACCAGGCCAUACUACAUCUACUACUGCAUAUUAAAAUUUUCAAAAUUCUACAUGGGAUAGAUUGAUGGUGUACGCAUAGACAGAUACUUAGUUUUAUUAAUUAAUACAGAUUAGAGCUUGAAUUUUAUUGCAGUAAGAAAAAGCUACAGCAAAAUUAAUAAUUUUAUAUUAUUAUUGUGCUAAAAAUCUUCAAAUGUUUAAUCCUAAUAUAAUAUAUUUCAAUUAUUUAAUUAGAAAAAAAAAUACAAAAACACUAAAUUACAUGAAAAAAUUAUACAAAUAACAUUAACAAGCAGUAGCAAUAGUUUAGCAUAAACUAUGUAAAAUAUGUAUAUAAAAAUUUGCUAAAUAAAAGCAUUAAAUACAUGUAGGUAUUUUAUAUUUUUAAGAGUUAAGUGGUUGGUACCCUUAAGUAUAAGUAGUAUUUAAAUCUAGCCAGUUCUUAUGUAGAACUUUGAUAGAUUAAUUCUUUUAUUUUUAUGUUUCAGGUGGCGUUAGUGAAUGUCGUUCAUAUACGAGACAAUGUUUGCACUUUGCCCACCAAUAUUCUGGCCCAGUACUUGAAACAAGCGAACGGACAAUUGUCAUCAUUGAAGGUCAGUACGAUUUGUACAUAAUAAUUAGAUAAAGAGUGAACUUAGUAGGUAUAUAAUAUUAUUUAUAGUUAUCAAACAGUGCAGUAAAUACAUACAUAUCAGAUUCUUACCUGCCCCAGUCCUUUUAUCUACAUAUAUAUUAUGAACUGGAACCAAAUUAAAAAUAACCUAUUCUGAAACCAGAGUGAAUUUAAAUAUUUUCAUAUAACCAGUACCAAUGUAUUUCAAUGAUAAAUAACACGUUGUAUAAUGAUUGUACUAAUUUCUUUUUAUAUUUUAUUUUUCAAAUUAUCUAUUUUUGUAUUUUAUUUUUAAAAGCUAAAUUAUUUAUUAUAAUAUUUAUUUUCCUAAUAAAUCCAAGUAUAAAAUAUAAGUACCAGUAAUUGAAGUAUUAUUUCAUUGCAUAAAUUGUUAUGGUUAACAAAUACCCUAAAAUUAAUUUUUAUCAUUUUAAUUCAAAUUUGUAUUUGUACUUAUAAUAAUAUAACAUUACAAAUUGCAUACCUAUAUAUUAUUAUAAAAAGUUUUAUCCACACUUUAUCUACACUACUUAUUUUCGAGAAGAUAUAUUAUAAUUUACUUAAUGGUGUUUUGUAAGACUAGGGUUUUUUUUUUAAUGUCAUCAGAAGAGAAUGUGAGUAGAUUAUUACAGGCACUGCACGCAUUUGAGUAUCUGUAGAGGGUAGGAGUAUAUCUAUGUAGAAGAAUCAAAACUAAAAUAUAUAACCGUGUUGCUUGACUUGGGAAAAAUAUAAGAGGUGUACCUAUAAUAUACACUCAGCAAUAAUGAAUGAUUAGAAUUUAUGUGUUGUAGCUAUAUAAUACAUAACAAAGAAAACCCCACUUAAAUUAAAACAAAUAAGUACUAAAAUUUCUUACACCGAAAGCUAUAAAAAAAAUAACACUAAGAGAAAGUUGUAUUAUAGUGAGACACAGGACACAGCUAGUGGUAACAAUACUAUUUAAAUGAGUAGGUAGUUUUAAUUCCUACCACCUAUGUCAGUAUUAAUAUUUGUAUAAAAUACCAGAGUAUAAUAGUCAUAUUUAAGUACAUCAGUUGUAAUUGUUGUACAUUUUUGUUAUCAUAUUAUGUUUGUUUGAUUUUGCGUUGCUAACAAAAAAAUAUUAUUUUAAGAUCAUCUUCUACUACAUCUAAGUGGCCUGCCUUGGGGGCUGAUCCCUUACAGCUUCUUUUUAUGACAUCAACACCAGUCUCUAUCUAUUCUCAUUGUAUUCUUUGAAUCUUUAUAUAAUUGGUAGACAAAUUUAUAACUUCCUGUAUUUACUAAUUAAACUUUCUUCUCUAUUAAUUUGUCUUCGUAUCAUAAACUGGUCCACAUAUUAUUUUCCAUAAUUCUCAAAGGUAUUUUCAGUUACUGUUGUUAAAAAUCAUGUAAUAAAUUAUCUUUUCACUUUUUAAUGAUAACAACACUUAACAUUUGUAUUAUUUUUUUGGUUUCCACACAGCAACUUUACUUGGCUACUGGCAAUGCACUUAGUUAUCAGGAUGACGCUUGCAGUGACGAUGCAUCACAGGGCGCCCUUGUCUUGGACAACAACAGCAGCAGUCAGGAACAACUUUGUGUCGUGUGUCAAUACUAUCCACUAUCCAGGGCAUUGUUGCCGUGCCGCCACACUUGCAUAUGCGCUUCUUGCUUCGGAAAGUUGGAGACAUGCCCGAUGUGUCGUAGCCCGAUCAAGAGUUACUUCUGCGUGCGCACUGAAGACUACAUGGCAGACUGCGCAUUGGCAUCUGAGAAGACCGGAACAUCUACCAAACGACAGGCUUUCUCCCAGUGGAUUCAAGACAGUAUUACAGACUUUCUUGGCCUACAUUAG
Messenger RNA from Cinara cedri, 54479 nucleotides. The record is from the annotation of a GenBank genome assembly. NCBI's taxonomy places the organism in Eukaryota, Metazoa, Arthropoda, Insecta, Hemiptera, Aphididae.